This is a messenger RNA of Cinara cedri, 55282 nucleotides long. Lineage: Eukaryota; Metazoa; Arthropoda; Insecta; Hemiptera; Aphididae. The record is from the annotation of a GenBank genome assembly.
GCCAAUACGCCGCCGUACUGCCGACCGUGUCCAGUAUUGUUUAAAAAGAACGACUCCCGGAACACUAACGCGCAGACUCGUUAGAAAUACGAGUAUUUUCGGAAAAAAAAAAAAAAAACACACCGUUUUUUCCGUUCUUCUCCCCCUCUCCCCGUCGAUCUUUUCGAUUUCCCCGUACAGAUCUUUUCGAAAAUUGAUCGCCGACAAUUAUCAUCAACACCGAUCGAUACAACGCAAUAAUAUUGUACGUUUUAUUGUAGGUGUACCCGUCGCUCUACGACACACGCUCUCGUGAAAUGCUCCGCAGUUUUCACCGUUUCCCAUCGGACCGCGCGAUACCGCAAUCGUCCGGCACACCACGACGACGGCCGUUGCACAUCAAUUUCUAAUCGUCAAUUUUUCCGUUUCGAUUUCGCCCGGUCACAGCGGACGCGCGCGACGGCAAUCCCGGAAGCGAAGACGAACAGGCGAAUAAUAAUAAUAAAUAAAUAAAAAAAAAAAAACCCUCGACAAAAAAACCACUGCCGCCGGUUCACUGCACGAGUCGUCGCCGGAGAGCAACACGGCCGCCGUCAUGCGAAUCGUCGACCGCCGCCAACGGGCGCCAACAGGUAAUCAUCAUAAUGUUAAUGUUAUACAGUCUCGAUUCUCUACACCGAACGUCAGCCAAUAUCUCCGACUAUACGGAGAAAUUGGUUAGGUUUUCGCGAGAAUAUUGUAUUUACAGCGCUAUAGAAGGGUCGGCUUUUUCACAGUUUUCUUUCGUAGUAUUGUUUCCCGUAAUUUCCCCUCCCCUCUUUAUUUUCGUAAUUUUUUCGCGCAUUUUUCUCUCUCUCUCUCUGCGAAAUUGACUCGUCCUCCUCUCUGGAACCGCACGUUAUAAAUAUUAGCGAACGAAAAGAAUUCGAUUCGCGCGUUUGUAGAUUUAACGACUGCGCGACGCGUUCGUUACGUAUGUAUAUUAUGUAUAAUAUAUCUAAGGUAGACACCGUUUGUAAUGACGCCGGUUGUAUCGGUUGUAAUGACACCUUGAUCAAAGGUCCCGGAAAAAACUCCUCUACUGUAAGUACUAAUUUGUUGUAUCGAUUAUUACGACGUCUGUAUGCAAUGACUGUGCGGAUGUUGAUAUAUUCAAUAUUAUACUAAUAAUAUCGAAAAAAUAAAAAAAUAAAAAAAAAGUUAUAAAAUUCGAGCAUACAAAGGGUUGGUAUGAGGGUCGAAUGAUUAUACACCUAAAAGGAAAAUCGUUGAUGUGAACGCCAUGUUCAUAUUAGGAGGUCAGUAGGAAUGAAAAUACAUCCUCUUCCAGCAAAAACACGGUGUGUAUUGUAAGUACUUAUUUGUAUCGAUUAUUAUGACGUCUGUAUAAUGACUAUACGGAUGUUAUGUCGGUUAUUUUUGGUUAUAUUGGAAAAUUUCGCUAUCCAUAACGACUGUAUUUUCAAAAUAAUAAAACAACACUUGAGAUUCUGAGCGUUUUUGAGGUCGGUUUUUGAUUUGUCCAGAGGUUAUUAUAAUAAAUGGGGAAAAAACGUAUGAAAAACCGAACAAUUUACGAAAUGUAUCGUCUUCAUAUCGAAAAUAUUACAAAACGUGUACAACCGAACUCUGCUCAGAAUCAUUUUAUCGGUUAAUCGUUGCGAACAGAUGCACAUUAAAUUACCCCUUCUCACAUGCUCACCGACAACAGUUGCUCACCCAUCGUGUGAAGUACGUCCGUCUGUUUAUGCAUUUUAUUUUAUCGUUCCGGUUAUAAUGACAAUCGUUUUUACGACUAAUUUAAAUGAAUCCCUUAAAUCACAUUAUAAACAGUUUCGUUUUUAUUUAUUUAUCCGUGACGUCACCGUUAACGAUAACAUUAUUUAGCACAACGACGAAUCGUGCGCAAUCGUAUAAAACGUAGGAUGCACGAAUGUAUGAUGUGUAUUAUAGGCGGAGCUAAGAAAAGUGUGAUUGCUUUUUCCGAGCACCGUGCAAAAAAACAAAAACAAAAAUAAUACUAUUUAAAAUUUGUUUAUUUAUCCGGCGAAGGAAAUAUUGAUUUCGGUUAUCGCGGUAGUGUAGCGGAAUGUAACCGCGUUGCAAUAUCAUUCGAUGAAAAUCGUAAAUUUAGCAUACACAAUAUAAAUAGCGGUGAAACGCCGAAAAUAGAGUCGAAUUUCCGUUUCGGCGUCCGCAAUACAUUGCGUUUCUGAUAUUUUUGAAAAGACAAUACGUUGGUGUAUUCCGAAACAACUAUGAUAACACGGCGGAUCGCGAAAACCUAAUCGUUGAUAUGAACGCCGCGAAAAAACACCCCCUCCGUGAAAAAACACGGCGAAUUUCAGACAUUGACAAUUGAAAUUCAACGCAACUUUUAUCGCUUCAAAACGACCAGAUCAUUUUCGAGUUUCAGCGCGCUCGAUCCACAGGGAGACGCGAAAAUCGUUCAAAAAUUAACGGGGAAAACGCAACAACAUUAAAACGGACACGAGCGCAACAUAAGAACACCAUAGUUUCCGUUUCCGUAGUGUAUUCGACAAAACCCCGAAGGAGUGCGCGAUUCGGUACCGUACGCGCGGGAAUACGUCCGGACGGGAAAACGAAAAACCGGAUCGUUUAUAACACGUCUUGUGGUAAACACCGAUAAUGCGUAUUUACGUAUAUAAUAUUCGGUCGCGGUUUUUUCUUAUUUUUUUUUUUUUCUCAACAAAACGAAACAUUAAUAACAUCGCCAAUCCUUUUAUUCGUUCGCCGUACUACGCGUGUGGCAGUGCAACUUUGCGCGUUCCCGCAAAAUCACUCUCAAUCGCGUGAUACAAUGUAAUUAAACGACAUUAGCCGAUUGCCGACGUGACGGCCGUUCGGCCGGGGUUAAAUCACCGAAUCGAUUGGUAUUUGUCUUGAUUGCGGCGCGCCGCAGUCGGACCUGUUCGAUAUUCCCGUUGCGAAUCCGGCGCAAUAUUAAAACGCACGGCGGCCGGACGACGAAAUAUCGCAAAUUACACCGGCAUGGGGUAAACGUACGACGUGUUCACGCUUUCGUUACCGUAAUGACGUUGUCGGAUCGGCCCGAUUGUUGUGAAUUCCGUUUGUGCCGAGCUGACGGGGGAGGAUGGUCAAGGGGAGAGGGGGAGGGGGAAGAAGGGGAGAGAGAGAGAGAGAGAGAGAGAGCGUGCGAGGUCGGUGUAAGGGGAUCCGUUCCGUCCUCGUCUCCGCCCGCGCGGCGCGUUGAAAAGCGCCAAAACACUCAAAGGACCAACGCCUGUAAUCUUGUCCCGUAUUGUGCUGGGCACGCGCGCGUCCAAUUAAACGCGGCGAACGGUUGCGCGCGGACGUUCCGACCGAGAUAUUGCGCCGACGCGCGUCACUCGUUCUCGGUCCCCGGGGGGGGGAGGGGGGAGUUUGGGGGCGCCGCGAAGGGAGCCCACUCGUACGGUUCCGUUUAACGCGAUUUCGUUAUGUUUUUUUCUCGUUCUUAUCCGGGGGUAAGGGCCCCCUCCCCCCUCCCCCCCGGAGGUUCGUCCGGAUCGCUUCGUAACGGGCGUGCGCGGUGUAUCGGUUCGCGUAUUCUCGAAACGCCCGCGCGUCACGCACAAACCUAUUCCCGGAAAACCGCUUCUUUGGCCCCCGGGGGUGGAGGGGGAGUGGGGCCGGGGCCAGAGACGCGUAUUGAUAUUGACGUUGUUCCUACCGGCCGUCGACUGCCACGGUUGCGGAAUGUGCCGGGCGCGUUUUAUUACACGACCGUUGCGACAUCAUCACACACCGUCAUCAAUGCGACGCGCGGCGACGGAUCCGUGCGGUACAUAACGGGUAUGGCCGUGACGGUGUUGCGUGCGGUCGAUUGAAAAUUUAAACGAUUGCGUCAAACGCCCGGGAUAACUGAAAACGUGUUGUACGUGGAAAAAAAACAAAAAAACAAAACAAAACGCAUUCGAGAAUUAAAUAUCGCCGUCGGUUCGCGGCGGCACCGCGGAGUUUCGUACGGUGUAAUUUCGCUCGCGGAUCGCCGCGCCUUUAAUGCGUUACGCGUAUACAAUUUGACGGUAUGAAAACGCACACAAUCCGCGCGUCGUUCGGCGGCGCGCCCGCGAAAUUCCGUUUGCGGGGAUUUUGUUUCGUUUUUUUUUUUCAAAACCGUCACGUUUAGUGUCGUCACGCGACGAACUACACGGGCAUACGUGUAACACACGUGUCGUCCCGGUCACUACCGCACGCUAUUUGUUUCCGGACGUUUUACACAAAAACCACAAACGUACGAACCGGAACCGUCCGUUUCGCGUCCCGCACAAUAGAAUUACAUUGUGCAUGUUAGGUUCUAGUUUUUCUGCGAACUUAUAACACAACUACACAUCCAAUAGCCCUGGAUAUCGAUUGUUUCGAUAUUUAUGAAACCGUUGUAGUCAAUCAAUCUAACGUGCGACGUUAAUAUGAUAACACGGUACGGGGGUACCUAUAUUCGCAGUGAUGCCAGGAAUACGCUAUGAGAAUGUUAAACAUCCCGUCACCGCUAGAACGCGGUAAGUGUAUAUAAUAAAUGCGAAUCCCGAAAAUAACGACACAAAAUUAAUUUAAAUCCGAUUUGUUCACGCUUGUUUAUAAUCAUGAUUAUAACAAUACAUUAUUAUUAUUAUUAUUUUUUUUUUUUUAGAAAGUUGUGUGACAAUUUACCCUUUCGACCCUAGCAAAUUUCAGAUUUCUGUAAAAAUUUCAAGCCCCCAAGGAAAUUUCUAACUGAAUAAUGUUAAAAAAAUAACAAUAAUAAUAUUAAUAAUUUUCGUAAAUUUGUCCGUUUUACGUAUUUUCGGUUUUGCUCGAUUAUUAAAAAAAAAAAAAAAAAAAUACAAAGAAAAUCAAAAAAUAACUAGUCACCAAUUAUAUUAAAAAUUCAAUAGAAAAUGUUUUUAUAUUGGAGCAAUAUUUUUAUUUUUAAAAAAACAUAAAGCCGUAAAAGUUUAAAAUAAUGAAAUCGUCACGCCAUAAUUUGAUAAAAAAAAACCGUAUUUUCCGUCCUUUUUGGUAUUUACCAAUUAUUAUGAAAGAUGCUUUAAGUAUCGAAAUAUGAAUUUCUCUGCCAAUGACAGUAUCAAAAGGAACAACAAAAUCGAUCUAUUGUUAUUUUUCGAUCUGUGCAAUAUUUCUAGUUGAAAAGUUAUUUACUGACAUACAAAAAAAAGCACACACCAUAGUUAAACAUCCCUCCGAUUCUUCCGAUGUAUACACUCCUCGCUCCACUCAAAACAUGUACAAAAACAAAAUUGUAUUUAUAAUAAUAAUGAUUUAGUAUGCAAUUUAAUAUUUUAACGAGAUCAACGGGAUUGUUUGGUUUCGAUACAUUCACUCACUACUCGCUGAGAGUAUAUUUCGUGGUACUUAAUUUUAAUGAACGUUUAUGACAAAAAAAACCUUCUCCGCCGAUACAGCUGUGCUCGUGAAACGAGUGGUGGUCGAACAUUGAAUACUUUAUAAUACGAAAGCUCAUAAUGUUCUCUAUUCGCCAGAAGGCGAUGCGGGAUUUUUUUUUAAACGCUGCUUCAAACGAAAAACGCGGAUAACGGAUACGUCAAAUUUCACUUUUUCCGCCAUUACCCAAUAGGAUGUAGGGUAAUUUAGUUUGUGUACCAUUAAACCAACGGUAAACUAUUGCAAUCAAAAAACGAUUGUGCGCGGAUAUAAAACAGGCGUGACGAUCGAUUGGUGUUAUAAAUUAUAAUAUAGUACGCAAUAGAUUAAGGAGGUCGGAACGCACCUAUUUUUCGUACGUUUCAAACCAAUAAGCGGCGGGAAAUUAGACACACUUCCCAAUGUUCGAUUAAAAUUUUUUAAAUACGCAUGCAUUUCUAGAAAAAUUAUCCGUGUUAUUCAGAAAGUCGAUUUUCGAUUUUCAGUUUCGAAGUUUCGUCCAAAAUUCAGAUAUUAUUUUUGAAAAUCCCGUGAUAAUAAUCACAUUAUAUUUUAUUUAUUUUUAGACACGCCAAAUUUUAAAUCGAACUUCGUAAAUAAUACCUAGACAGUAAAUGCACGUAUACUUUAAACGUUGAAAACGGAAAUUCGGGAGUAUAUUAUAUGCUCCCAUUGUUUCCCAUCGUUUACGUUGGUCUAAAACGAAAAAGAUCGACGGAAACGUCUUAGUCUUUAAAACGGUGACAAUAAUGUUCUGAAUUGAACACGAUUGGAGACAAAUCGGAAAACCGCCCCCUUGAUCCUUAAUCGCGAUAAAAAAAAAAAAAAAAAAAAAACCGUACCUACAUAGCGCUUGUAGAACGAUAAAGUAAAACGUUUCUGAAAAGUAAUAGUUUCUUAAGUAGUCCGGUUGGAUUGACCUGCAAAAAAAAAAAAAAAUAACGCGUUCGAAUAUAUUACAGUGAAAACCGUUUUCCACAAGGUAUAUUAUUUAUUGUUGCGUACGCUGCUCUGGGAGUAUUAAAAAAUAAAAAAAAAAUAAAAAAAAACGUAUUCCUUGUAACAAUAAAAUAAUAAUAUAAUAAUUAGUUACGAGGAACGUCUGCAUCACAAGAUAAAUAUUUAAUAUAUAAUAAUACGGUGUACUGCGCGUAUGCUAUAAGCUUUCGGCCUUAAGGAAUUUCGUUAUUAACAUCGUUUACUGCAGAUCUAUCGGGUUAUUAUUAUUAUUAGUUUUUUUUUUUUUUAUCAGUUCUUAUCUGGAAUAUUGUUAUAUUUUUUCGAAUCCGUGAGUGGAAUAUACUGCAGCACGGUUGUGUAGUUUGUUUAUCACAUAUUAUAAACCCGUGAACUCGACGUGCCCUCUGUUGUCAUCGUUUACUGCAGAUCUAUCGGGUUAUUAUUAUUAUUAGUUUUUUUUUUUUUUUUUAACAAUGUGCUCUACACGUAUAUUAUAUUUCCAAACCAUCGCGUUUAUACAUUCCAUUAGGUAUUGUAAAUCUACAUAAUAAUCGAAACGAGUCUUUGGCUUUUCUUUUGACCGCGACUGCGAGUACACGCAGUACAGUAUAAUGUAUACGUACAGCCAUAUAGGUAAUCGUAUGAAUAAUAAUUUGUCCGCGUCGAUAAAUAUAAUAAAAUAACCGAAUCGUUAUAUUUCGUAUACUAACCGAAAAGAGGAAACGCACAGCCGGCGGUUAAAGCAGGGAAAACUUUCCAAACAGUCACCGAAAAUUAAGUGACGUUACCGAGAACUAUAACUCGAACCAAUCGAAACUUCAGGACAACCGUCAUACCCAGACGAGACUUUCAAAAUGUCUUUCCCCUCGUACACAGAGUACCUUGCACAUAUGCCUGUGCUCGAUAAAAAUAAAACGAAACAGAGUACGAUUAUUAUAUUACACGAUCAAGUCCUGAUCGGUUAUUAUUGUAACAGAACCGAUUCGAGUUUUUAUAGUUCCAUUAAAAAUACUUUAGUGAUGGCAAUGACUAUAAAGGAUGAGCAUACGCGAAAUAAGAAGAGCUACACAGGCUGAACCGCCGGGUCUAGAACUAUGCAAUUUCGCACAAAAGUCCCUUGUGUGCUGAUGCAGGCGACUGUUAAAAAGGAUUUUUCAAAAUCCAAUCCCGUCGAAUGGCUGUGGCCGACAACAGGGCGUUUGGUAUUUUUGCAACGAAAACCGCAAGAAAAUAUAUUAUUAUCGUAUACACGUCAUUAGCAUUUGCACAGGAUUCGAAUCGGUUUAUUAACGAUAUUAUCCAUAUUUUCUAUUGUUCCCGAAUUGCGGAUUUUAUUUAUUAUUUUUUUUAAGGGAAUUUCGUGGAUUCCCGAUGAAACCCGACGUCACACGCGGUGAAAUUUGUCACGGUCGGUUAUGUACAUUCGUGGCCAUCGUUCGCGUAGUAUCAUUAUAAUAACACCCGUUAUUACAGGGACCCGUGUCUGUUUGACGAAACAAAGUAUCGAAAUCGCACCGGUUCGAAGUAAUUUAUAAAUCGUUAUAAUAUUUUUUUUUUAACGUGAUCGGAAAAUAAACCACCACGCAUACGCUUUUACCGUUCGGGGGGUCACCUGAACAAUAACAUCGAAAACUCGAAAUAUUAACGCGCAAAUUUUGUUUUUUUUUUGAUAUCGCGUGCGAUUUUCAUUAAAGAGGCAUAACAAUAACUGAACGUUUUGUAUGGGGAAAAAAAAAAUGGAAAAAUAAAUCGGGACAAAACUACAGACGUAAUACGUAAAAUAUGAACGUUAAUGUGCGGGGUACCUACGCUAUUAUUAUUAAUUAUUCGCACCGCCCGGGGAAUAUGUAAUUGCGUAUUAUUCGCGCGCCGUGUAUACAUUAAUGUAUUGGUACACACACAAUGAUGUGAUAAGAGAGUGUUUGAUUUGUCGGUCUGAACGCGAAUAUCGAAUAUUGUCCGACGGUAUUAAUAGGUACUAAUAACGCAAUAAUCGUGCAGCAUUAUUUGUUUACAAGCGAUUACCGACAGUGGUUUUUAACAGACGGACGUAACGAGUAAGUACAAUAUUGUUACGUUAUAAUAAUAACAAUAAAUAAUACGAUAACGUCGAAAUAUUUUAAUUACUUUUUCGGUCUAUCAGCUAUCGACGUACACAUUAUAUUACAAUUUACACCGCAGAAUCAUUAAAACUGUAUAUAUGUACAUAUAUACAUAAUUUUUUUUAUUUGUUUUCCAUUUUUUAUUUGUUUUAUUCGAACGAGAGUUGUCGAUAACUUACAACGCAAGAAAACCGUAUACGUGAUUCCAAUAAUACGAUUAUCAUAUGUAUGUAUGUAUGUAUGUAUAUAGUUGCACACGUAUACUGUAGGGCAUUAUGAUAUUAAUUAGAGAUAAAAAAAAAAAAAAAAAAACUAAAUUUAAAAUACAGACUUCGUACCCGCAAUACACGAUAUUACUACAUCCGUACGUUAUUAUUCGGCCGUUUUGAGUGGUUUCGAAUUUGAUCGUUGUAAAAAAAUAAAAAUAUUAUUACAAAUCGUAGCACUCGGAAAAACGAAUGCGCCGCGACAAGCCGCAAGGGGACAAGAUAACGGCGGGGGGGGGCAGGGAGUGGGGGAGAGACGGCGAAUUUUAGAAAAUGCAUAUGAAGCACGCGAUUGUACGAUGAAUCGCGCGGAGAGCAUGGCGGACUUAAGAGUAAGUAUAUUGGGGGGGAGCGGACGGAGGGGGAAAACGAUUUCCGUGUCGCCGCUCGCCCUUAUUGUACCCGUACCACUGCCGAUGAGCGGAAUCGUGAAAUUCCAAUUUGAACGCUUCGACACGCGCCCGGUCGUUACCGUUUCGAUUUUCCAAGAUUUUCGGGAAAUUGAAAAAGUCGACAAAUCGACUGUCUAAAGUAUAUUAUGCUACGGGUAUCUGCCUGUACAUUUCGUAUAAAUAAAUAUGUUCGAGUGGUGUUUACCGUCCGACGUGCGACGUGCAGUUUUCCGUGGAGAAUAUUAUUGUAUAUGCCGUAUUUUAGCUUCCUCGCGUAAUUCUGUUCAAAAUCCCCUCCCCCCAGAAAAAAAAAAAAUGAUAUUUUUAUAUCAAAUGCCUACACGUACCGACAUUGAUUAUUAUUAUUUUCGUUUAUCUAAAAGUUUGAAAAAAAAAACUCCUAAUUUCUAUAAAAAUUACAGAGCGAUACACUCAUCAGUUUUUUUCUCGGAAGAUUUCAAUUGAAUUGUAUUUUAAUAAUUAUGGAAUCGUCUAAGCUUUAUCCAACGAUAUUUUCAAUUUGCAUCCCUUACAUCCGAAAUUAUAGUAUACACAUUGAAUUUCUCAAAAGCAACCCCCCACCCCCUAUUUGGAAUGCGAAUUUUUGUCGACAAAUUUCAAUAUAGGCGCAACACUAAUAUCGCAUUGACCGUUUAUCAGUUAUAAAAGUUUAAAGUUUAGACCGGAAGACUAUAUUAUAGGGACAAAAUAGUAAAUCCGACGCGAGUGUUGCGGCUAUUUGAAUAUGUGUUAUAUGAGGAGAGCGAUGCUCUUUGAGAAACUAAAGUGUACAAAGGUAGGUGGGAAAAAUUAAAAAUAUUAGUAAAAUAAAGCUUAAUAUUAUUUCACAAAAAAAAGAACCGGAAAUCAAAUUCACUUAAAAUUCUUCGAGAAAAUCGCUGGUUCGUGAUAAAUCGAUAAACUAAAUCGUUUUUCAGUAAACGUAUACACUACACAAUCAUUUAAACAAAAUUAAUUUCGGCCCUCGGGACAAUAAUCUCGUUCCAUUCUCUACCAUUAUUCAUCUCAGUUCUUGUUCUUAAAACAUUUUAAUGCAAUAAUGGUUUAGGUAUGUACACGAUCGUUUAGUGAAUAUUAACUAAAUGCGUAAUUUAUGAAUUAAAUUGUAUUGUGUGUAUGGUCGCUGUUUAUACCAUUAAUAAUUCAAAUAUGGAAAAUUUGUGGCUUGGGCCGUUAUUGAACUGAAAGCCCAAAUUGGCUGAAUUAUAUUUAAAAAAAAAAAAAUCGUUUAAAAUUCCCUCGUCGGCAUGAUAAUAAUUAUUGUUUUAACAACGGACCGCAGAACCCAAGAGGCUGAACAAAAUAAAAUAAUAAUAAUGUUGAAUUUACAUUUAAAUUACUUUUUAGAGAAAACAAACGAAUUCAACGCGCACCCGGUUCAACAAAAUAUUAAUUAAUAAAAUAUUUUGUUUGUCCUCAUUGUAAAUUUAUCGCUCUGUUCAAAAAUAAAACAAAAAAAAAAAAAAAAAACAUUGAAAAAUAAGUAUGGAUGUGAUGAGAAUUGCGGAUAAGGGUUCUUUGUUUAGUAAUUUGUUGCGGUACGUCAUAGUGUGGAAUUUUAAAAUUUAUUUUUUAAUAAUUUUAAAUCAUGUCUGUCUAGUAACAAUUGUUUGUGUACUAGACAUCCGGUUUUCGCGUGGUGUACCUAGCUUCUUUUCCGCUAAAAAAUUUCGUCUGCGUCGUCGGGGAGGUAAUUUUUUAAAUUUAUUUUUCUAUUUAAUAUUUUCUAUUUUUAUAAUAGUUUUCGGUUUUGUUAAUUUUCUUUGUAGUACGCGGUUGAAAAAAAAUCGCUCAGAAUCGUUUUACUGUAGCCGACGGUUUAUUGUCGCGCACAAAUAUAAAUAAUUUGAUAACAUCAAAUUGACACAAUCCGUAUCUCUUUUAUAUUCGGAGGUAAUUUUUUUUUUUUUUAUCGAACGUAAAUAAUUAAUUAUUAACGUUGCCCAGAACGCGAUAAUUGCGUCGGAUUGCGUCAGCGACCUAACGCUACAGAAUAUGAUAUUUUCAAAAGAUUUACGAUGACGCAGUAACACCUUUUAUGAAUCAUAUCGAUUUAUGGGUAUUUUAAGGUAUACCUGCGUAUGUGUGUAAAAGAGUAAAAGAGAUUUAAAUUCAAAUUAAAACCCAUCACAACAACAAUAAUAUGAGCGGGAACGCGCGCGUAUUCCUCCCGAUUGUUUCAAAUACCAUUUCGGGUCGGUACGUUUGUACCGCCGGUACCUACCCGCGGAGUACGACUAAUGGAAAAAAAAAAAAAAAAAAUCCCCCCGAAGUAGUUUUCAAAAUGUUUUUAUUGUUACACCGACGGCGGCGACGGCGUACAAUAAUAACAUUGUUAUUGUUGCGUUCGAAUAAAUUAUAAAUAAGUGUGUGUAUAUUUUAUUAUCAUUUUGUCAGAAUCGUUUUUCAUUAUUAUUAUAAUUUUUUUUUUCUACUUCAUUUUUCUUAUUCCAAGAUGUCGAUUUACACUUCUCGGUUAUUAUAAUAAUAUAAAGACGAUUAAAAUCGUUAUGUUUUUUUUUUCCUUUUCGUAUAAUACAUCACUAUCUUUAAUACUAUUAUACAAAUAUUAAUGUAAACGAACGUUACUAAAAUAUUUUAAUUAGUUAACGGAGUACGACUAAUGGAAAAAAAAAAAAAAAAAAAAUAUAUAUAUGUAUAUAUACGAUUACGUUAUUUUAUCACUUUUCGUAAAUAUUGAUAACAGUGUAAGUGUUGCUAUAAUGGUUUCUCGGAUAAAUCGAUCAACGAGUACGUAUAAAAUACAAUAUCGCGUAAAAAACAACAUUUCAUAUGAAAAGGUUGCUCAUCGGGUAGGACAGUGUCGUCGAUGGACAGCUGGGAUGGUAGGGCCAUAAAAUACAUACAUUUACGGACGAGCCGUUGGAGCUGAUCAUUCCGGGAGAACAGUGCCGUACCCGGGAUAUUUUUCAAUGGCCGAUCAAAUACACACGAUGAUGCAUUGUAAUUUAUUGCAGCACCACGUUACGUAUUAAAUCGUAUGUAAAACGACAGUUUAAGAUUUGUCGAUGUCUCGGGGCGGGCUGCAGCGUUGCCUCGCCUCCCUGGACGUGCCGCUACGGGAGGGAUAAAAACAAUAAUCUAUAACGGUCUUUCUCUAUGCGUAUGCACCGAUAAAUCACUGUAAACACGGAACCGCGGCUCUGAACGGAGUGCGGGAUUUUUUCGAUUGUAACGCGAUGUGUAACCGGCGGCCGUCACAGACAGGACAACACAACGCAUACAUUAUUAUUAUACUCAAAGGUCUCCGCGCGGGAACACUAAUUUUUAACGUGUGCGUUUCAUUAGCGCCCGUUCGAACAGUUGCCUACUCGAAACGAUUCGAGAAUUCAAAAUCGCUUCUUUCGCCCGUGUAAUUUAAAUUUUUCAUCAUUUCUGGCUCGCCGGACCGGCCGCCGGGUAUACGGCGAGAAAUUACUUUUCAACGCGCGUUAAAUGCGCAAUUUUAUUGUACACGCACGUGUAUGAAAACUGCAGUAGUUCGGUUAGCUCGCGGUAUAAAUACCGUAAAUACUAUUAUUAUAGUUUCGCAAAGUAAUUUCCCGCAUAUUGGUUUAUAGGUUUGUGCGGUAGCUCGCAUUUGCUGCAGAAUUUCAAAAUCUGUUAGGGGUCCCCGUGGCUGGGCGGUUUUUUGGCUUCAAAAAUUCCUUAAGGGAGAAAAACCGCGUGGCUCGUUGAGUGAUCCGAUUCCGAUUGUUAUUUGUUCGUCGAAAGCAUUAAAUAGUUUAAAAGGGUAAUUUUUGCGUUUACACUGUCAAGUGUGCAAUUUUAAGAAUUAUAGUAUUUCCGUAAAAGGAUUAAGUAAAAAAACUCGUAUGUGACGGCGUUCCACAUCGUAAUAAUAUUGAACAACCGUGGUAAAAUAAUUUUAUUGAUAAUCAAUGUUCUAAUGAAUGUUCAGGACUUAUAAUUGGCUUGAAAAUUAUACGCCCUGUUACAACGAUUUUGAGUAUGAAAUUAGUUCACACUUAUUUUUGAUUAUUUCGAUUGCGAAACAAAUAAAAUUCUCUAUUACUUUGUGAUUACUGUACCUGAACGGGAUAUAGACAUGAAACAUUCACACCAAACAUCACUGGGUUUUACAAUAACUUUUUUUGACACAUUAGAUUAGACGCCCGAGUAUUUUAUUCUUUCUGAAUUUGAUACCGUUCCAAUAAACCGUUCGUUUGUUCUUUAUUCUCCUAAUAAGACUUCCUCGUUUUUCGUUAUACUGCGUUUUGCGCGGAUAGCAUAACGACGUUUCAAAAAUCGCUACUGUCUUCUCCUCUCUUUGCUGCAGUAAACCUGCAGUUCGAUCAAUAGUUUAUUUUUUUUUAUACAUCAUUUUACCAUGGUUUUUUAAGUUCUACAGUCUGUCAGCGUAAAUCACAUUUAAUGAUUGAAAUUGGACCUUCCCCCGUUUUACUAUCCAGUCGUUUCUACACAAUGUGCAUAAAACGAAUAUAAAAUCAAAAUAACGAUUGAUUUUUCUAUUAAAAACAAUUGUAUAUUCGAUUCUCAUCAUAACGAAUAAAAGUUAAUUGUUUUGAUUUUUCGAUUAGUUAAAAACUUCUCUAAUUCUUUUCAUACCUUGUAAGAUGCGAAUUUUUAACCUGUUGGUAUUUUAUAUAUAUAUAAAAAAAAAAAAAAAAAAAAAAACGAAAUUUUCCCACAAUUGAUAAUAACAAACUAUGGUACAUCGAUUUUUUUUUUUGUUGAUUUCUGUGUCUCACAAGUUUACCAAGUUCCGAUUAGAAUGGUUUUUUUGUGAAUGAUCGUUAUUUUUAAUUAAGGUUCAGUGUAUAAACUAAAUUACCUUAUAUAUACAUGUAUAUAUAUAAUGCACACUUUAUUAGCUUCUCACCCUCAUUCGAAGAUUUCAAAUUUUAUUUAUGCCAAUAUUGAAAUAUUUGUAUGCUUUCAUUUAAUUUAUACGUUGUAUCAGAAAAUCAUGGGCGAAGGGGGGAGGGUUAGGUGAAAUGUGAGAAUCUGUAAAACGUAAAAGUUCAAAAAUUUUAAUUUAAACCCCAGUGGGAGGGAGCUGCAGAAACUUCUUUCCAGCCUCCCCCGUAAACCAUUUUGUUGUUUUGAUAGACGCCUUAACUAAAAGCAUCCAAAUUGUAAUGAUAGACAAACAAAUGUGUGAUAAGUACCUGCUCAACAUUGGCAUUAAAAAAAUAUUUACAUUUUCAAAUGGGGAGGGGGGGACUGGUGAAAUGUACGUCUAUAUAUACCCUCUAAGCUUCCCGCUUGGCACGGAAUAUAAUGUCCGCGGGGCUUUACGUAAUAUCGUGCAUUUCUUUUUUAUACUCGGACCAUUUUAUAAUAUAAAAAGACGGACAUAAUUCGCACGUAGGAUGUGCCACCGUUGUAGGUGAUAAGUUUGAAAGGAUAAUAUAGAGGCGAAUUUAUUGCAUAUCUGUACGCAACGUAUAAUUUUUGCUAAUGAAAAACGAUUCUGAGCGGAGUCUGGUUACACAUGUUUAAAAGGCCGUGAUAUUUAAGAUUUUCGUUAAAAUUUGAUACUAAAAUUCUUACAUAUAAAUAAAAAAAAAAAAAUUAAAUUAAACUCAACUUUUUCUUGUUGACCACUAAGUACAACGUAUAACGAACCUCUUGUUGAAUUGUCAAGCAUUUCUGUUCGAUCUAACAAUUUUAUGCACAGAAUAUCUACCAAAUAUAUAUUACGUUAAAAAUCUACCAAAAUUAAAAUAUCUCAUGGCUUAAAAAUAGCUCAAAUGUUUUGAAAAUUGUCUUCGUCUAUAAAUGGAAAAUAUAAAGUACCUGUAAAAAUUUCAAGUUUCUACGAAUAUUUUUCACUGAGCUACAAUAAAAAACAAAAUUUUAAAUAAUAAAAAACAUUAUUUUUGUACGUUUUCCUGUUUCCCGUCGGUUUUUUCCCCCGUUUGUCAGAAAAACUCCUGGGAAAAUCAAAAAAUGAUAUUUCGGAGCGAGAUUUCUAGUAGAACACAAUAGCGCACAGUGUAAACAAAUCAUAAACAUCGCGGUGAAACCAAUAAAUUCUGCGCUACGCCAUUCAGAGUCUAAAAACGAUUGUAGUGUUAUAUUAUUGUAGUCGGUACACAAUAUGAUAUUUUAUUUAUUUAUCGGUACCGUUUAAAAGAAAAUAAAAAUGAAAUAUACCGAAAUUGCUUUUCUUUCCGCGUCGUCUGUACAAUGUCUUCAAAGCCGUACGGCCGUAUUAAAUGUUUCGAUAUCGCGAUGUUCGAACCGAAUUAUCGAACGUUAAAAAGUUUCCGGUCAAAUACAAUAUAAUAUGCGAAAUGUAAACACACGGCGAUGUCAUCGGGGCCCGAUGCGGUUUGAACUUUUAACGAUUCGUCGUGCAUUUCCAAGAAAUAUACAUUGUAUUGUAAUGUACGUAAUGACAAUUAAAAAAAAAAAAAACAAAGAACCUAAAGCGCGCGGAAUGUCAAAUAUUACACAGCGAACGUCAUUAUAGCUCGGUACAUACGGCGAAUCAUACGAGGGAAACGUAAAUAUGCUAUAUUUGUUUAACACAGAUUUACUAUCCCGUUAGAUCGCAGUAACGAGCGGCAAUUAUUAUUUGUAUUGUUUUCUGUGCGCGUAGUAUAUUGAUGUAUUUGUGUUUCAGUUAAUAAAAGCGAAGCGUGGCCGAAAACGGGCACGCGGGGGCAUCCGGAUGGAAUGUUAUUGACAGAACAACGCGACGGAAUAUAAUAAUAUUAAAUCGUUCAGAGUUCGAUAUACUGAGUAUAUAUAAUGGCAGCGAUUUAAGCGGACAAUUUAAAAUCGAACAAAUAUUAAGCACACGAAAACGCAAUAACAAAGUUGCGCACAAAAUUACCAAAUUGUUUCUAAACGAUUUCGUUUCCGUGCGGUUCUCGUUAUGAUUACUAAUAAAACUACUGCGUCACGACAGUUUUAUUAAUUAUUUUUUUUUUUUUUUACAUUAAAUCAUAUAAAAACUAAUAUAAAACUUGAACAUUUCAAAUGGCUAUAAAUAUAUAGCUCGAAAAUCGCCAUAAUGUUUUGAAAGUUGUAUCGCAUCCAAAAAAUUAAAAAAAAAAAAAAUGUAUUUGGGAAAAAUGUCAGGGUUCUACGAUUAUUUCUAAUCGAAUCGCAAUAAAAAAAAAAAAACCAAAAUUAAGUCGAAGAAAAUAGAAACCGUUAUUGAAUAAUGUUUUCGUUCUUCAUACGUUUUUGUUUUUUCAGUUUUUUCAAAUAUUGAGAAUAAUACACGGAAAAUCAAAUAAAAAACCUCACCGAUGCACGCCGGUACAGCUGUAGACAAAAUUUAGUACCGGAACUAAUCGAAAAUCUUGAUGAUCGGAGCAAGAUUUCCGACAAGAAAAGUCGUUUGUAGACAGUGUACAAAACAAACAAAAAUUGUUUGGCUUAUCGUUCGAGAUUAUAAAAUUCGGUUAACGGACGCGGAAAAACAAACAUUUGAUAUGAUGUACAAGUCAGAAAAUAUUAAUAAUUUAAUAUUUGAAGAACAUUCAACGGAGUUUUAAUGUCUGCGAUUUUUCCAUACAAUAAUAAUUGUAUCGUUUAUUGAGUCGCGAACAUUUUCAUCUACAGUAAACUAAAUUAUCGAUUUUGAAUUCGGCGGCGGCGGCGGCGGUCAGAGAACUGAAAUACAAUUAUUUAACUUUGUUUUUACAAAACUUUUAUUAUGUUAUUGACAAAUUUGAAAAAAAAAAAAAAAAGAAAGUUUUGAUAAACGUUUAGGGUUGUUAAAUUCGUUUACAUCGGGUACCUAUCGGCAUAUCUAUAAGAAAAAAAAGGUACGAAAAAUAAUCGUUCGUGUUAUUUCAAUGAAUGAACGAAAUUCCAAUACGUUCCCCAUACACGAAUCCCCGAAAAGCGGACGAAAUCGACGGGACGGGUUGUCCCUAAAACAACGCCUUAUAUUUGGCAACAACCCGCGCUAUAAUGAUUCCGUUAUGUUAAAACAAUCGGAUCCGUGUUAAAUCCGAACGCGGCCAAAUCUUUGCAAUUACCGUGUUCGCGCGACCGUUCCGGCGCAGAGGUUUCGGUGUUUUUUAAGAAAUUAAUUAUAAUAUUUUAGGUAAUGUAUCCCCGUAAGAAUAAUGCCGUUCGUAUGGGCGAAUAUUAAUUAAUUAGUUACGAGAUUAACCGGUAAAUUACAAUUGAGACGAAACAGAAUACCGCCGGCAUAGACACCAAUAAAUUAUUAUUAAAGUCAUCGUAAUAAUUACGUCGUGUCCCGCGAAAAUAAUUUAUUUAACCGCGCCGCAAUGGAAGCAUCCAGACGUUUGUGGUGGUGGAGGGGGGGAUACAAUAUCAAUAUUUUACACCCGCCUACAUUUAUUACUUAUAUAAUACGCCGCGUAAUGAAGGUUUAUUUUCAUUUUUUUUUUUUUUGAAUAUUAAACCCUAAUAAUAAAUAGUUGGCCUAGGAUAAUGGGCACGGGUGUAGCCAUUGUUGUUGGCGAGAAGUUGGAAAGGUAGGAUGUAGAGGGGAAAUCGAUUUGUAUCUGUCGCUUACUAAAAACAAUUCUGAGCGGAGUUCAGCUGAUAGUGAUGCUUUGUCAACAAUAUAAUAUUUUUUAUACUGUGGUAAAAUAAUUAAAUAUGCGUAUAUAUAAUUUCUUUAGUAAUAUCCGUUUAAUAUUGUACCGAUUUUACCGUUUUAUCUACGUGUUUCCCGGUUUUUCAUAUUUGCUAGAAAAACUCUUGGGGGAAUCGAAAAAUUACUGGUAAAAAAGUUGUCCGCAGAAAAAAUUAAUCAUAAUAUUUGACUAGUAUAUUUCGUACAUUUUCCCGUUUUUCCUCAGUUUUUUUUACGGUUUUUCACAUUUGAUGAAUGUUACCAUAAACCAUUCCAAGAAAAUUUUCAGAAAAGGGUCUAUAUCGUAUAUACCGGAAUGAGCUUUUAGGUAGAAAAAGUGAAAAAAAAUAAACAUCUUUGUAAAACUAGUCUAACCUAACCUAACUUAACCGAACCUUCGCUCCACUCAGAAUCUAGAAACAGAAAAAAAAAAGGAAUAGUUUUGAAAUUCGUUAUUAAUUCCGAAGAUAAAAUGUAUGCAGUAACGCAAUUAACGAAUUAUUAUUACCUGUAACACGCGAACGCAUCAUCGCAUACGACGGCAAUUCAUUAAAAACACCGUUGGAAAACCGUCAAAACACCAACGUUACAUCUAAGAAACAUGUAUUAUACAAAAUUGUUAAUUAAACGAAACUAUAAUUAAUUUUCAACAAUGCGAGCGCACGUUCCGACGCAGAGUAAUAUCAACUCGCCUGCAUUAACCGCGAUACGGAUUCAAUUAAAACCGUUUUUGACAUAACGUUACACGAUGAUGAUAAUAAUAACAAUAUUAUAAAUUCGGAAAGCGCGCUGUAAAGUUGCGGCCAUAAUGUGUUUAGCACCGUCUAGUUUUUAUUUUUUUUUUACCGUUUAAAAGUAUAUUUUAAAAAUACCUUAUGGGAACCGCGAAAUCCUCGGGGGCGGCUCCGGGUGGCCCUAGGAGUCGUCACCCCAACAAGCCCGCGCAUUUGUUAUGAAUGUACUUAAUAAAAACAAAAAAAAAAAAAAACGUAUUAUACAAUAGUAUAAUACGUUUUUUACAGGCACAUGCAUAAGUGUGUAUAGUUGGAGGUUUCUACGCUAUCUAUACCAGUGGUUUUCAUACCUGUGCGUCGCGGCUCCCAGGGCCGUAGUGGUUUAUUAUCAAGGAAGCCGCGUCUGUAUAGUAAAUAUAGUACAGGAACACAGUAACUUUGUUUAUUCCAAUUUUUAUUAUUAUCAUUACUCGUAAGAGAGCCGCUAAUUUGUUUUUCAAAAUCCAGAGAGCCACGUUAACACUUCGUUCUACUACCUCGUCUGUGAAAAAUAAAUACAUUUUUUAAUUUUUUUAGUUUCGGAGCUUAGUGAGAAGUGUAUUUUGUUUUGCAAUGAUGUUUAUUUUUAUUUUUAAUCGGUGAGCAACUUUUCUGCCAGAAAUUUUGCUCCGAUGUAUCAAGUAUAGAACUUUUUCCGAAAUGAAAUUUUAUCUACUUGGUACUUUAAGAAGGUUAUUUUUUUUAUCUUCUUAGCGUUUUUCAUAAUGAAUGGGAAAAACCAUGAAAAUGUACGUACGUAUAUAAAAGCAACUUCGCUCGGAAUCGUUUUCCGUAUAGCAAUAGUUUAUCGUUUCGUACGGAUAUAAAUUAUGUUACACUAUCUUAAUUUCCCAACUUUUAACCUAUGACAGUGACACAACCAUUGUGCAAAGUACGUUCGUUUUUUUUGCGCUUGUAAACAACUUUUCUUUUUAACAAAAAUCGUGUAAAUAUUUUUAUACGUAGAAACUUUCUGAGAGCUGUUUUGAUUUAGUUAGCGAAUUUGGCAUACAUUUUCUAGUUUUCUUAAUAGUUUGGAAAAAAAAAUUGGCAAUUUUUGCCUUGGCAAUAAGGGAAUAAUAUGACUAAGUAACAAUACUCUGCUCAGAAUCGUUUAAAACAAAAAUGGUGGUACAAUCGUCAGGAGUAUCAGCAUUUUUGUUUUCUUUUGUUAAGAAAUAAGAGGACUACGUUGUGCAUAUUUAUUUGUUGUGUUUAUCGGACUAUGCACUAAAUAACGAACUUGCAUUCAACAGAUCUUAAUUUGUACUUUUAAUUUUAAUAUUAUAGUGAAUUUACCUACUAUCAAACGUCAAAGUAUGAACAAAAUCUGUACGUUGUUUUUUUUCUGAUUUUUAUGUAUUUAAGCGAGUUACGAAUAUUUUAGAUUCUGAGCGGAGCGAGAAACUUAUUGGUUUUACAAUGAUUUUUUUUUUUUUUUUAAACAAGUUUUAAACCAGAAAUUUUGCUCCGAUUUUCAAAUGUAGCACUUUUUCUGAAUAGAAAUUAGACUGGUGUGGUCAAUUAUUAUAUUUUCUCACGGAUUUUCAGAACAAAUGGGAAAAACCGCGAAAAAAACUUAGGAAAAACGGGAAAAUGUACGAAAUGUAUUAUUUUCAAAUCGUAAAUAUUACGGUCUUUCAAUCUUAGGCUUAGAAUCUUUUUUUAUUAGAAAUGGUUAAUCCUUGCGCACAGAUAUACAUUACAUUUCCCCUCUACCUUACCAACUUCUCACCUAAAACAGUGGCCUACACACAAUACGAAGAAUAUCCGUUUUUUUACAAUUCGUUGGCGCACAGAUUUUCCUAACCACUUUUACAGACUUAGGAGUGUCAGUGAAUAUUUUUAAUUCACCGGUUAAAAAUCCAUUUUUGUGUUAAAAAAUAUUUACAGUUAAUAAUAAUACGGUAAAAACGAGGAAAAGCGGUCAUUUGAACUUGUCAUCUAUUUUAAUUACUUCAAAGGUUUACUUUGGAAGCGGCUCAUGAAUUCUUCACGUAAGCUUAAACAUAUACCUAUUUAAUUAUUUAUAUUAUUUCUUUUCGACAACAGUUAUAUUAACAUUAUUUUUUAAUUUUAAGUUCAGUUUUAACCAUAUAAUGGUUAACACAUUUUUUAUUUUUCUCACGUUUUUAUACAAUGAUCUCACACACAUUACUAUUUCGCUUGAAAAUUGAAAUAAUGAAAAAAACAAUUGUAUACAAACACAGAUAGUGUUAUUUUUCCCAUAACUUUGUAUUAAGACGAUAUUAUUCACUCUAAUAUUGAAAAUUGGUUCUGCCGAACGCAGACUUGCGCUACGUUUCUAAGGCGGAGACAAGAAAUGCACGAUUAAUUUAUAUAUACGAGUAGUUAAAUUUAAAAAAAAUAAAUAUUAUUAUAACGGAUUGAAUACAUCGUACAAUAUUAUUGUUAUUAUUAUUAUUAUUAUUACUACAGGUAUCGCACCAUUGGUUUGUUUUUUUCAAACUUUUUUUCCGGACAAUAAUGUAUAAUACUGUUACGAGGUCAAAAAUCAUGAUUCCGCGGAGACACCCGAGUAUGUGCUAUUUGUGUGCAUAAUAUACCUAUUAUAUAACGGAAACCUAACCAUUAAUCAUAAUUUAUUUAAAAAAAAAAAAAAAAUCUACACUCGCUGUCAUACGCGUAAAACUAUAUCAUUAGAUACCGAACCGAAGUGGGUGUUUUAUUUAUUAAAUGGUUUAUAUUUUAGUUAUUGAAAAAUCGCGUGUGCAUCAAGGACGAUAAUGACGUGAUAUAUUAUUACUAUCGGGCACGAGUAUUGCGUACAGGGUGAUUAUUUUUUACCGCGAUUCGUUCUCGUGUCCGGUCAAAAAUUCUAAACCGAACAUAUCCCGGCGUAAACGGUAAAUCCAAUAUUAUUACGACAUUGUUGGAUAAAUAUUAAAUUUUGAGGAUCCGCGUUAAACGUGAUGGGGCACGGAACUGCCGCGAUUUGAAAAUUAAAACUAGAAACAUUAAUUUAAGGUGUAAUAAGGGUAGGGGUGAUAAUUCGAAAACAGUAUUUAGAUUAAGUUUAUUGUAAACAAUUUUAUUUCAUAAAGAUUUAAAAAAAAAAACCAGAAAUAGAAAUAAAAUUUACUUGAAAUCCUCCGAGAAAAUCGCUGGAUUGUGAUAAUAAAUAAUCACCCUGUACAUCGUUGCAUUAGCAUUGAUUACAACAGAAUAGUGGACGAUAAUAUUGUAUCCAAUGAUAUUAGCUUCUAUUCAUUCAUCAAACAUUUACGACGAUAAUUUUCCACUUAGCAGUCUAUAGUAUGCAGUUUGCCGUGUACGCACUAAUGACUCGUGUAGUCGUGUCCUACGCGCAUUUUUAACAAUACAAUUAAUGAUAUCUGUGUCAUAUUUAAUUAAGGUGGGUAUCGCUCGAAUCGUACACUAUAAACAAAUUAUUUGUGAAAAUCGAGACAGUUUUUCAAUUGUAAAGCAAAUAAAUUUACCUGUAAAUGUAGAUGAGAAAAAAUACGUUGUAAAUGGUUUAUUCAAAUAUACCACACAAACUUGGUACUGACAAAUCUAUAGGAUGAGGCCGGGCAAUCAAUGGCGCGCGCAGACAUUUUCAAUAGUGAAGGGCGUAGCGAACAUAAACCGUAUAAACAGAUCGCGCAGUCUUCUUCUUCGCCUAAUGCGACAACCGGGGGGAGGGAGGGGGGAGGAAUUGAAAAGCCGGAUCCAAAAAACCCAUUUUCAAUCAGUAAACUCAAGCUGCUCCUUGUAUAACCCGGCAGAGACACGAGCGUGUACAUUGGAGGAGUGAAGGAGAGGAGUAAUAAUGAUCUCUCGUCGUUCUCCCUCUGUGCACUGCGGGCAAUCCGUUAUUAAAAAGCGAAUCGUCCAGUAAGCUCUGCGUCCAAUUAUUACAGUCACGUAUUAUAUAGUUGAAACAUCCGGUCACUAGUAGCAUAAUGAACCGGUAAAAUAGUAUGCCAAAAGACGUAAUAAUAUUAUAUGUAUAUAUAUGAAAAAAAAAAAAACGCGAAAUACUGCGCAUCGAGUUUUACGUAAGUAUGUAUUAUAGUGUCGUAAUGAUGCAAUAAUAGUGUACUUAUUCUGCGUAGGUGUAUACAAAUUCGUUCAGUAAAGUAUAUCAUUAUGUUUUAUAGAAAUUUGAAAAAUGAACAAAUUAAGUGAAUAUUAUUUUCGGAAGGUUGUGUUCGGACGAAAUACACUGAAACCUAUUGAAUAUCAAUUUUAUACAUAUAAGGACAAAUAAUAAAAGAAAAAAAAAACAAAAAAGUCAUAAUAAUUGUAUUUUGUAAAACUCCGAAAUAUAUUUAAUAUAAUAUCAUAAAACCUAAUUUCGUUUUCUAUACUCGAAAACAUGAUUUACGUCAUCGUUUUUUUAAUUUAAUUUUUUCUUUAGUUCGUGAAAACCUACGGGAUUUUGUUACAUUCUUAAUAUUAAUAAUAUUUUUUAUUCACGGAGAAAAAUUCCAUUUCUUACGUAAUAAAAUAUUAUUUAUAAUACACGAGACAUGGCGACGUAAUCUUAAAGGGUUAAAUUUAAAGUCCGUUUGUCUGUCGGCUAUAUCGAUCUUGAUGAACCGUUGACAUUCAAAACGAGGUAAAGAUUUUUAUCUCGAAACCUAACGUGGCCCAGAGUUGUAUUUUUGAUAUUUUAAAUAUGAAAAAUCGAUAUAUUUUUUUUUUAUUUUUUAUUUUUUGGUCGACUUUUGUGUUACCUCGAUGACACGGAUGUAAAAUUAAAAAAAAAAAAACGGUCAAUAUUAUUUAUUGUUUAAUCUGAUUGACACUGACUAGCCACUAGUCAGUACUAUUUUUAAAAGAUAAUAAUUACCGGGCAACGAUUAUUAUCUAUGAUAAUAGGGAUAAGGGAGAACACGCAUUAUACCGAAAGACUUGCAAUUUUAUUUACGAAAUGUAUACCACUUCUCCUAAAACAGUGAACUGUUCAUAAGCAGAUCAGGCUUUUUAAAAUUAUAUUUGUAUUGCGCUUUAUUUUAAAAUAAAAAAAAAAAAAAACUAUGUCUGUAAUUUUAUCAAUUUCCCGUAAACAUUAAUAAAUAAUGAUAAUUAGAAAAUAAGAAAGAAUUGAUAAUUGUUCAGAGGUUUUCUGUGUAUAGGAUUUAUCUUUAUUUCUAGUAUAUAUUAUAGAAUAGUUUACGUAUUUGUAUACAUAUAUAUUCAAUUGUUCUCUUUUCGACAUUUCAAUGUAAUCAUUUUAACGACAAUACCCGCCGGAUAAAACCGUUUUGGUCUGAUUCUAAUCGAUGAUUCAUGAAUCAGACAUUUUUAUAUCGUAUUGUGUGAAUUGUGUAAAACAUUGUGUAAAAAACAUGUGAUAAAUCUGUACGGUUUGGUACAAAAAUGGCCAAUUUACUGAAAAACAAUAAUAAUAAGAAGAAAUUGUAUUACAUAUAAUUAUAGACUUAUUAAGUACAAUUUUGGAAUUUUCGGAAAUAAAUUUCUUUUAUUGAAUUUUCGAUUUACAUUUUUUGACAUUAUUAUCUACUGUGCAAAGUCACGGAAAGUACACUUUGAUAACGAUCGAAACCGUCGUCGUUUAUAAACGAUAAAUCUAUAUUUUGUAUAAUAUAUAAACAUUAAGUAUAUGACGUACUUGUAUAAGUAACUCGAGUAUAGACACUAAAAAAUUAUUGUUGUAUGAGUUUUUAUCAUAUAUAUAUUAACGACUGGAGAAAUAUUAUGUAUUACAGUGUUUUAAAAUAUUCUCCUCGACUCCCUUAUACUUUUAAUGAGUAUGAACUUUUGUUUAUUCAAUUGGCAAUCCUUCUCAUUUUCAACACAGAUUUGAACGAAAAUAUUAUUGAAUAGUAUUGAAACGCCGAUAAAAAAAAUCGCCUUGUUAUUGAAAUGUAUGUUAUGGUUAAUAUUGUAAAUUGGACAAUGUAAACUUUUCGUCUUAUUAAACCGAUUUUGCGCUUUUAUUUUUAAUGUUUCAGUAAAUUGGCCUAUCAUCAAACAUAAAGGUAAGGACAAAUUCUGUGUUUGUACGUUGAUUUUUUCUCGAUAUUUAUUUUUUCCAAACAUGCAAAGUAUGACAAUUUUAAAAAAAACUUAGUAUUUCGUUUGAAAAUUAAAAUAUCGAAAUCAAACCAACACAAAAAUACAGACAGCGUUCUUAUCUUUAAGCUUGAUCACAAGUCAAUUCACUGUAAUAUUAAAACUGACAACGUAAAAUCGGUUUUAUUGAACGAGGAGAGUUCCGAUUUUCAAAAUUAGCCGUAACGUGUAUAAAACCGUCGUCGGCCUGUACGAACUAAAGUUCGGCGGAUAGAAAAGCUAUACGCGCAGCACGAAAACUCGACCCUCCGAGCUUAUUUUUGCGCCAGUGAUUGAUUUCGAGGGAUGAUUGCACACGUGUCACCCGACACGACUUUGCGGGCGAUGAUAUCUGUCAAAAAUAUAAAAUUUUGGACGUUCAAGCUGUUUCAACAGUGUAAUACGAUAUCCAUCUACGUUCACGUCAAAUGUACGUAAUUCUCAUGAAUUAUUUAACGUUAACAUUAGAGGCUGCUACAUAAUAUAUCCAUUUGCCCAGUCGUCUCCGUCGUACAAACGCUCGACGCAUAGCAAAUGUACGUACUGCAGAGCCAACUAUUCGAGCCGUUCGUUUUCGUAGUCCGCCGAUUUGACCGAUUAUUAUCAUACCAAAAGGGGAAAAAUCUUUUCUUUUUAUUUUUCGUGAUAUAUUCUAAUUCGUAAGCGAGAUAUUAUAAGGGUAUAUCGCACAUAUCGUGAUUUACCCUCAAAAACUAUAAUAUUUUAAAUACAAUUAGCGUUAUAGCGCAUGCACAUUUUUCGAUAUUAUUUUUGCCGGCGAUAAACAAUACAAAAAAAAAUAGAGCUGAUAGUGUUGAUGGGUGAGUCGUUGUUGGUGGGAAGCUAAGAACAAAUGUUUUGAAAUUGUUAACAUUUUAAUUUAAAACAAUAUUUUUUUAUCGUUAAGUACCUAUAACUUAAAUAAUGAUAAUUGUGUGAAAUGUUCAAGCAUUUCAAAAAAUUGUAUCCACAAAAAAUUGAAUAAACCUAAAAAAAAAAUUCCAAAAUAUCAAUUACCUAUAAAUAACUCUAAAAUCUUCGGAAUUCGAUUAUUUUAAACCAAAUCACAACGAAAAAAUCAAAAUUGAAAAUAAUGAAAUCGUUUUUGUUGUACAUUUUUCCGGGUUUUCUACGGUUUUCCGAGUUCAAAAAAAACUAUACGAGAGAAAUUAAUAUUAAAGAAUGAUCAUCUCAGUGCACUCACUAAAAAAAAUUUGAUUCCCAGAAUAGAUGUUGCUCUUGUAAGAUUUCUGGUAGAAAAAUUGUACACAGACAGCAAAAAAAUAGAACACAUCAUAAUACAUUCAUCGCUAUGACCAGAAUCUAAAUAUACUUUAAAACAAAUAUGCCACACCUCCCAAGUGUGCCAUCUUAUUGACUUCGGCAUACUUAGUCUAACAUAUCAAAUUCAUCAUUGUACUCAAAUGUACGCAUACAAAAUAAAAUCGACGUCCCUUUGUAAAAUCUAAUAUCAUCUUCCUUUAUUUUUUUUUGCUUUCUUUCCGACUGUUUUUAAUCUGUUCCCCAAGGAUUGAGAAACAAUGGAAUAAAAGACAUAUAUACGUGAAUAGCAUGACGGUAGAAUACUAGCGGUAUCACUAUACCCUUGUGAUUUUUUUUCUAUUUUUUUUUUUACAAAGUUUUAAGGAGAUCUAUACACUAGUUUCUUUUAAGUCGUCUCGAAGGAAUUCCAGAGAUUUUAACCGUAGAAAGGUUAGAAUUUAGAGAAUUGGCAUGAGAAGGGAGUUAGGAAUGGAAUAUUUUUAAAAUAUAACUGCUCUUUCACGAACGGCUUCGAUUUUUAGAUCUAUGCGCAGUGAUAGUUUAGGGGAUAUUAUUGAUUGUGCGAAAGAUUUUAUUUUGAAAAGUUUGAAUUUUGCUAAUUUUAGAUUUUUUCGCAUUUCCCCAAAGUUGAAGGCUACAAGUCCACAUUUGCUCGUGGUUAAGGAUUUAUAUACUAGGAGCCGAGUAAUUAAUUUAUUUAGUAUGUUUUUAGUUGUUUUAGUAUUAAAUAAAUACGAGAGAAAAAAAAAACUCAAGAGAAAACUUCAAAACAUCCUGAUGGUAUAAUAUAGUAUUUUAAUUCGCAAUUUAAAAUUCGUUUUUCUCUAUUGAAACGACAGAUCGAAUGAACGCAGACCGUUUGUUAAAAUAAUAAUAAAUAUAAUAUAUUAUUAUUAUUAUCGUUCUCGUGACCGUGUCGAAACCGAACCGUUAACCGUCGUCGUCGUCGUCGUCGGCAAUUGCCCGAGGGCAAUCAAGUAUUAUAAUUAUAAUUAUAAGACCAGGGAUACGUAGUGAGUAACAUAGAUGUAAUAUUAGGACGUACUAUAUUUUAGCCUUUGACCCGUGGACCGUGUAAUAUCCUCGGUGCAGUGUACACAAACGUGUUCCGAUGUUUGAAACGGGCGCGCCCGUCGGAGAACGGUUUCGUAAAAAGAAAUUAAAAAUAUCGUAAUAACGCGAGAUAAUAUUAUUAGGUACGGUACACAAUGAUGAUAACAUUAUUAUCGUCCCGAUGCGUACGGCGUUGGGCGCGUUCGCGUGUCAGCCUGUUAUUAAUCUGUUUCGUUUAGAGAUAUACGACGACCCUUUAGACGCAGUUGUUUCUGAAACAAAUACGUUUUCUGAUCCGCAGACCAUCCCCCCCCCUUUAUACCCCAUCGCAAAACGCCGGGCCGCUCCGCGGGAUCCGAGUGUAUACACACGCGCGCGCGCAUAUACGCACACAUAUCACAGCAGCACAGCACAGAGGUCAUCGUUGUUGCGUAGUGUAUACUGUAUACAGGGUGAUUGUGUCGAAAAUUUCGAGUUUAACCCUAUUGUUUUCGGUCCGCGUAUUUUCGACAUUUCAAUCCGAAAUGGUGGCGGCACGUAUUUAAAGGAAGUGAUUAGUGAGAAUAUGUGUCUCCAGUCUUGACAUUUUUCUAUUGUCUAUUUAUUAUAACAUGUAUUUUUUAAAUUCAAAUUUGUUUACUUUUCAAUCGGAAAAAACAAAAAACAAAAAAAAAUAAAAUAAUAAGUCUGUAAUAAGUGAAUAAAUCUAUAUCAAAUGUACAUAGUAUAAAUUUUCUUGUUUAAAACGAAACCAAUCAGAACCACUGUAACAUGCAGGAGGUUAGUUUGCUAUCUGAAUAGUAUUAUAGUAAAUAUAAUAAUAAUUACUUAUACCUAUACCUAUAGUUAUUUGAUUUUAAUGAACGUUGACCUUGGCAUAUUAAAUUAUAAAUUACCCAAAAAACUAUAAAGAUUAAAAAUUGACGGUUCUACGUUACACAAUAUUGCCAAUACAACCAGGACAUUUUUUUUAUGGAGAUUUUCUAUGUAAAUUUGGGUUGGAAAUAGAUCCGAACACAGUCAAGUCUAUUUUACAUCCGGUAGAAUACGAUUUUGCUUACUGUUUGUCCGCUAAAACGGUAAACGAUUGAAGUAGUAGACGUUGUAACAAAAUAUUAUAUUUUAUAUUGAAAAAUUCUUUCCAAAAGUUAAUGGGAAUAUUUGGUUAAUUUCGAGCAGGUUUUAUUAAUGGAAAGAGCACACGCAGUAUACACUAGUAUUCACUGAAAAAUGUCCUAUGCUGGACUGAUUUUAAUAAAUGAAGGUGUGGUUAGAUUAAUCUUACUCGCCGGAGUGUCAUUGGCUAGACGACGUCUUAAACAAAUUAAUUCGGGGGAAGCGAACUAUUAUGUCUGUACAACCAUUUAAACACCGAUUGUUACUAUUACGCAUACACGCCUCGGUAGCAUGUACACUCUGUACAAGUAUACUAACAGUAUUUUUGAUUUAUCGUCGCCAUCCUUGUAUGGACGUGUAAUAGUAUUGUUUUAUUUUAGCAACGAAUUGGGAUAAAGCGAUUUUUUCCGAACGUAAAGUUGACAAUUUUUCAAAAUAUUAUUCAUUAUCUGACCUUUGUUUUUUUUUUGUUUAGCUACAACUAUAGAAAAAAUGAUUGUUUGAAAAACAAAUGAGAUGGACAUAUUUCGCAAGAUGGGUGGGUAACUGUUAUAGGUGAGAAGUAGAGGUGGGGUUAGGCGAUACCAUAGAGGGGAAUUUAAAAUGUAUCUGUACGCAACGAUUAAUCAUUGCUAACGUAAAACGAUAUUUUGACCGAAUUUCAAGUUUCUAUAAAUAUUUUUAACUAGUCAUAACGAAAAAACAAAAUUGAAAAAUAAUACAAAUCUUAAAUUUUCCCAUUUUUCUGCGUUGUUUCCCGGUUUUUCCAAAUCAUUAUGAAAACUUUCGGGAAAAUCAAAACAAAAUCUGCUUAAAGUACCACCCAUAUAAAAAUUUGUUUUCAGAAAAGAUGCUACCCUUCAUAUAUCGGAGCAAGAUUUCUGGUAGAAAAGUUGUUUAGAAUAUGAAAAAAAACAAAAAUGAAUAGAUAAUUAUUCCUGUAAAACCAAGCUCACUCAGAAUUUAAAACGAAAAAUCUGAAUACGUAUAAGAGUGAUCUAAAAUUAAAAAAAAAAAAAAAAACAAAGAAUAAAAUUUUAUUAUAAUUAUUAUUGUUAUUUACUCAAAAACAGACGAUACCCAUUAAAAAAUAUAAAUAUAACGGUUUCAUAGAAUAUCAAUCACGCGCGGUUACCUGUAGCACAGUUUUGUUAAUUUAUCGCGGUGAUUGGUUUGCCCGAACACUCGUGGUAGGCAUUCUCGUAAUAUUCCAUCACGUCAGCCGAAUUAACGAGUUUAAUUGAAAAAAAAAAAAAAAAAUUUAUAACAAUAAUAAAAUACUAAUAAAAUUUUGUACGCAUUUGCUGAUUAUUUCUCUCCGGCUUUUUUCUCUUAGCCUAAUUUUAUUUUACGACCGACGAAUGGUAUUUUUUACUAUUAUCAUAAAAAACAUCUGCCGCCUUUUAAUUAAAAAUAAUCGAUUCUUAUCGGAACGUUAAGGCAUAGUCGGGCGAGAUCAGUAAUUUAAUCACGAUAAGCCGCAUCGCCAGCGUGUUUUUGAUAAAAUAUUUGAAAUUAUAAUCAUUUUUACUCUUUAAAAAAAAGCGGAAAGUGCAUCUUGGGUCAUCAUCAUCUUCAUCAUCAUCAUUAUUAUUAUCAUCAUCAUCAUCAUCAUCAUCAUCAUCGUUGUUCUGCGCGUUAUACUGCAGUUUUCGGUUAAUGGUGUUUUUUUUUUUCUAAUAUCGAAAGCAGCGACAAAUCAUAUUACGUUCGUAAAACGAUUCUGAGUGGUGCUCGUUAAAUGCUUUCUCAAGAUAACAUAAUAUAGUAAUUUAUUUCUAUCUUCAAUAACAAAACGAACGCAACGUAAAUUUUCUCGAUUUCGCGACCAAAAUGUUGCCAUUAAACUAACAAAAAAAAUUCGAAAAAUCUUAAAAUAUAUAUAAUUACGAUCAAAAAAAGCUAUUAUCCAAUUAUAAUUACCGUGACGUAUUUACGAUAGUGAGUUGAGGAGUUCAACUCUCUCCUCCACGGGUCUUAGCAUUAGUUGGGUAAAUAAUAUUAUAGUCUUAUCACCGUAACAAAGGAUGCGAGUUUAGUGAAUUCAAUGCGUAAAAAAUCCGUUCAGAAUGUAUUUUAAAAGCGUCGAAACGUGAUCAAUAUAUUGUGUUUAUUGAAUAAAAGUAUUUAGUUUUUUUUUUUUUUUUUAUUUUAUGCUUUGUUUUUUUUUCGUUCGAAAACAUAUAUUCCACACGGGUGAUCGAUCCGUUUCCCGUACGCGUAUUUAUAAUUGAAAAAUGUGUGAAAAAAAAAAAAUAAAAAAACGUCAUAUUGAUUGACGGCUAUAUGAAUAAUAACAAAACCGCACGACAAAAUGCAAUUAAAUUUUGUAAAUAAUGUACACGUAUUUACCGAACGAGUCGUCGUUCAAAACGAACGGAACGUUUUCAAUUAAUAUUUAAAAAAAAAAAAAAAAUAUAUACAUACGUACACGUAAUAUAUAACACGGAGGUAAACGCAAACGUUCAGCAAAUCACUGAAUCUCUCUCUCUUUUUUUUCUCAGUCCAUUCACUGGGGAUUAAUACCUCAGCUACCUCCACUCCCUGUAUAUAUGUAUAUAUUUACAUUUAAACCGAUUUAAUACUGUUUAUUUUGCCCGGUAAAAUAAGGGAUCCGCAGCUGCUGCUGUAACGUAUUGAUUUUUAUUUUCCAAAACGUAGGCAGACACCCGUCUUGCAUUGUCAUUAUUGUUAAGUAAUGCCAACCCUCCUAACCGUUAUAACGCGGAACGAUAACCAACGGCAAAAGUGCGACUUUCGACUAUUACCGCCGAAUGUUACGAGCGAAAUUUUAGCCGUAUAACAUUGUGCAAUGUCAUUUAUACUUGGUUAUGAUAAUUGUAUGGCACAGCUAAAAUUGACAUUAAAAUGUUCGGCUACAAUGGUUCAAACGAUAAUUUGUAUUUGUUUGUAACUUAUAAAAAAAAAAAAAAUAAUAAAAAACACGCGAUUAUGAGAUUCCGUCGCGUUAUUAUUCGCGGCAUUUUUAAUGUAGGCUGCAAUAAUAGGCGUAAUUUGUGCGAGGGAGAAACUGCAACACAUUUAUUAAUAUAUAACAUUUUGUAAUAUUACAGUCAUUAAAACUUUUAAAAAGCUAUUAAAACUUUUAAACAAGUCAACAUUAUUAAAUCAUUAUAACGUAUUUGUAUUGUAGGUAGGUAUAUUAUAUAUUAUUUAUUCAUUUAUGACUGUAUUUUACGUACGCUUUUUUUGUUGGCUACUUGUAAGUGUUUGCUGUUUGUGUUUUUUUAUGUACAUACUUUUUAUAUUAUAAUAUUUUAAUUUCGAGUACCAUUAUUACUAACUAAUAACUGUAAUACCUAUUUCUAUAAAGGAAUACAACUGGGUAGGGGGGGGGGAAAUUUGAGCCUCUUCUUUUUCAUACCUAAUAGAUAUUUAGUUUCAACGCUGCCUGCCCGUUUAAGAAUUUACCCCGGAUUACUCUUAUAUUAUAUAGGUGCUAUUUUAAAAUCAAAAUUGAUUGGUAUAGUUUGACCCCAAAAAAAUAAGGACGGAAAAAAAUAACAGCAAAGUAACGUUUUAGAGCCGCUUGUUUCUUGAAUGUUCUAAAAAGCAAAUUCUCAAUGCAUUUUGUACUUACCGAGAGUGGGUGUCUUACGGUGUUUUGACCGCAUCAAAUGUCGCUAUUAAAUCCGUAUUAUUUUUAUUGAUUUCUCGGUUCGGUACCUUGAAAAACACAAUACUAUAACGCUGCGCUUUGCAUAUUUUUUUGUUCACUACCGUUUUUAACGUUUCUGUACUUUCAGUACGUGUACUAAAUUACUCGUGUUUCAUACUGGAUAAAUAAUAAUUUAGAUAAUACAUUAUUGAUGGAUUGAUAAAUUGGAUAAUAGAUUAUUAUUAUAUUCUGUCGAAAAUACACAAUAUUCGCAAUAUUAUUUACCGCGGAUCGUUGUCAAUCUAUUGCGAACAUGCAUGGGUACCUAGUUUAUGAUUAAAUGUCGUUCUGUUGACAAGCUAUUAUUAUAUUAUAUUAUACACGGCUAUUGUUAUACCAAGGUAUCAUGCGAAUAGUUCUCAAAAUGAUUCGAUAUAACGUUUGCUAUUGUCGAUUUGAUUAAUCGCCACGUAAAUAUUCGGCGAUUUUGUCGUACAAUACUAUAAAAUAAUCAAAAUUGGCUUUGUGAAAAACAGCGAAACGGUGAACGAAAAAAUAUCGAGAAAAUAACAAGUGUACCAUGUUUAGAUUCUGAGCGCAGCGAGGAAUGUAUUGGUUUUACAAUGAUGUGUACUUUUUUUACAUGAACACUUUUUCAACCAGAAAGCUUACUCCGAUUAUUAAGUAUAGCACCUUUUCCAAAAGGAAAUGUUCUCUGAGCGGUACUUUAAAGAGGUCAUUUUUUUAAAUUAUUAUUAUCAUUAUGUUUUUAUUGAUUUAAUGUUUUUUAAUAAUCAUUUUUGUCAUUGAAACGCACGUUGUUAUAAUCAUUUGACCGUAAUAUGUAUGUUGUUGACAAAGCAACACUAUCUCAACUUAACUCCCCUCAGAAUCGUUUUUUCGUUGGCAAUGAUUCAUCGUUGCUUACAGAUAUACAUUAAAUUUCCGUCUGUAUCCUACCUUCCCAACUUCCCACCUAAAACAGAGGCUGCACCAACGUGUAAAGUAUAUCCGUCCUUUUUUAUGUAUUAAUUUACAACGGGGUUUUUUUCCCCUUAAUAUUAUCAUUCUUUUGUUGGGUUAGAGCUUUUUUUUCUAGUACCGAAACAGUAUCCAGCUAAUAGAACAAUACGGGUGGUAAGACUCGAUGAAAUCGCGUUAUAAACGCACUAUCGUGUAUUAUCGUGAGUGCGUUUUUUUUCGGAGAGCCGUUUUAAUCGGUGUGUGAAGGCAAAGGUGGGCAAUUUGCCCCCUUUUAAGGGGAAACACAUAAAGGCAGAGAAUAUUAGAAGAAGAGUAGUGGCUGUCUUAUGAUUUUUGUCUCGAGAAGCUGAGGCUGACUAUUAACAUUAAUUAACAUUUAUUAUAAUUUACAUUAGCAUCGCAUUAGAUAAUUUUUUUUUUUAUACAAAUAUCGGUAAAAAGUAUAAUAUUAUGAUAUAGAUACUGAACAAAAGGCUGAGUGUGGGAGUUGUAUAACCCCCCUUCCCUGUUUGACCUUACCAGUGGGAUGGUAGUAUUAAAUGAUAUAUUAUCAGGAGUGUUGAAAUCAAUACAAUUGUUCGAAAUUAGCAUGGGUAUUGUAACUUUGUCUAGUUUUACUUGAGUAUUGGUUUUUUUUCUCGGACAUUUUUCGAUUUAUAAAACUGCACCAAAACUUUCACACCGUAACAUAAAAUGUACGUAUUUUCCAACUGCAGUACAUUAUUUAAAACAACAUUUUCUGGAUUCCCAACGGGGAAUCCAGAACUUUUAUCUUGACUCUACCCUUUUGACUAUCUAGUUAUUUACGAACACUCGUCGCGUCGUUGCGAAUGUACAUUUGGCCACUGCAGUCGUUGUGUACUUGGGAAUUGAUUGUACUCCACGCCGAUAUUCGAAAGUUGGGUUUGUUUAUUUUUCAUGGAAAAUCAGCGAAACAACGAAACGCGAGAUAAAAAAACCAAAAGCCAAUCGUCACGGUAACGCACGCGGUACAUACGAUAGUCGAUAAUAUUCGUACGGACUAAAAUAAAGACAUUUUUAAUCGAGGGGGGGUUGAGAUGAAAAAUGUAUUCGAUAUAGAUCUGAAAGGUGAUAUUUGUCUUCUCCUAAAUAUGUAAAUAUUUAAUGCAGUCAAUUUUUGUACGUAAUAAUGAAAUAUUCAAAAGGUUGUUUUUUUUUUUUUUUUAUCAAAGAUUUAAAUAACAUACAAAUCAAUAGUCCGACAUUCAAGAACAAUAAUGUCUAUCCGUCGGCUGACGAAGAAAAACCACUAACGAAAAACCAAACAUUCGACGUCUGUUUUCUAUUUAUCUUUUUGUCACAAUCGAAUUUAUACGACACCCCCUUGUAACUAUAUAAUAUAGACCCGAAAGCAAGCGAAAUUCUACAGUAGGUAUUUAUCGAUUUCUUUUAAUAUUUCCUGAAUCUUAAACCGAGUAUAAAGGCAAACACAAACGGGUAUAAUAUUUACACUUUCAAAACAUUCACUUUGACUGAACAAAUAACAAACAUACAAUAUUUGAUUCAACAUUUCAUCAAAUAACGGAACAACGCUUUGAACUAUUUCAAUAUUCGAAAUUGAAAAACGCAUAUACCCAAUUAUUGAUUUUCAGUAAAGCGUUCAAAGUAAAUAGUAAUUUUCUUCGGAUAUUUGAUUAUUUGUUUUUGUCCUUUGUUCUCUGCGUUUAAAUAUAAUAUAAUAUUAUUAUUAUUAUUAUAGUAUUAUAAAAAAUUAUAUUAUAGGGAGAUUCGUCGAUUCCGCCAGACCAUUUUUUUAUUUGGAGGAAAUGUACAUAGAUUCUGCUAGUAGAAAAACAUAUUUUAAACCAUCUAUUAAUGCUGCCAUUUUGAAAAUGUAAGUCUAACUGCACCGUAAUAAUUCAUGGGGAAAAUAUAAACUUUCCGAACAAGGAUUAGCUAUAAAAUAAUUUAUGUAGACAUCGUAUAGUUUUAUCUGAAAUUCCGACUGACCGAAUUGUUCCAAACAAAUUAUAUAUUUUAAUCCAUUAACUUUAAGCAAAUUCAAGUUAAUUCCAGCCUUUUUUAAGUCAGCAUUAAUUUGUUUAUUGCACGAGUUAGGCUUUGAGUAGGAAUUUAUGGUUUAUUCGGAAUACCGAUAUGAUCGUUGGGAGACGGCGGGUUACUGCCUACAUUUAAAAAGCUCUUACAUUACUAUUAUCAACUUACAAACUCCAAUAUUGAACUUACAUUUACUAACAAUUAAAAGGCUAUAAAUUAAACGAUUGGUUUGGAACGAUUUUCCAGGGGAUGGCUUGUUAAUUUGUUAAACAUUUAUAAAAUAUACAUUUUUAUUAGAUUAUAAUUGAGUAAUUAUGUCCGAAAAUACAGUACAAUUAACUAACUAGGAAUCAGGAUGGCCACAGGUAGAAAUUGGUAGGUGGCGUAAUUGAUGCGUUAAGUUUUUAUAUCAUUUGUACUGGCCAAAUCGAUGCCUAUAUAUUGGCGGAAAUAUUAAAGAUCGGUCCCCCGUAUAAUACAGUACCUUUAAUUCGGUUUUUGCGUUCAUUAUUUAUUUAUGAAAACCUAAGGGAGGAAGGGUGAAGGAUACGCUCUCCGAAUUCAUCCGAAAAAUUGAGUCGUCAAAAACGAACUAUUUCAAUAAUUGUUUUCUAAUAAAUAGACACCAUAUAUACAACAAUAACAAACACACAAAAAAACGUUUAAUUUGUAUAGUAUAAAUUCGUGGUUAAUUUACAAACGUUUAAGUUUUAUUCAUAUUUCAGACAUAACCGAUUACGCUUCAUGAGGCGUUUCUUGAAAAAAAUAAAAUAAAAUAUAUAUGUAGGUAUCUGAAAUUAAACGACAAAUAUACUGGGAAUACUCUCUGGUUCUCGUUUUUUUUUCGUACUCGACAUAAUUGCAUGGUCGACUAUAUGAUAUUUAAUUGAAACCGUGCAAAACACAGAUUGAGUUUUGUGCUAGUACUGCUUAGUUGAUAUACUAUUAAACUCGUAGGAUAGACAUUAAACAGUUUACAGAUUGAUUGAUAGCUAUUAGGUGAUAUCUAUAAAUUUAUAGUUUUACAACCUAAACUAACCGAUUCUCGAUUUCGAAUGGAAGAGUUAAUUUUAGGAAUACGUAAAAAGAGACAGUUUUGGGUUAUUUAGUUAUUAAGGAAAUAAUCGGUUCUACAAUAAAGAUGCUAUAUAAUUUUUCGUUACACUAAUACUUAAGGACUUUAGGAAGUGUACGCCAAAAAACAAAAAUUUCACUAUUUCAUAAAACUUUGAGCUUAAAGCGUGCCCUAUUAAUUAAGUUCAAUCGAGGUUAAAUUUCAAGUGUCAAAAAAAACAAGGGUUUUUAGAUGUAUUGGAGCACAUUUUCGGCCGGUACUCCCUAAAUUGUAUUACAACGAUAAUAUCGCAAUAUUGUAAUAUUGUAGUCAUUUGUUCAACUGUUUGUAGGGAUAAACAAUAGCGUCUAACGAAGGAUUAUUGAAAAAUUACGCAAAACUCGUGGGAGAGGGGAGGGAAAUCGUGAGGGAUAUCGCGCUGGCGUAUAAUAUUCGUUUCGUUUUGUUAACUUAAUACGUUUACUGCCACUGUCUUCGUCUUACAAACCUGACUUACACGAACACACACACACACAUAUAAAUAUCCGUCCAAAGGCAACAAAAUCUAUAUUCGAUUAUAUUUUAUUUGUAUUUGUAUUUACACGCGUCGAUUUUUACAAGUCGUACACUAUAUUAAAUAUAUAUUACAUACUUGUAUAUAUAAUAUUUAACUUAGGUUUCAAUUUGUAUAAUAUAUCGAUACAUAGUUUCUAUACGUACGUCUUAUUUUAUUGCCGGCGCAAAUAUUUCGAUAUAAAGUUUAUACGUACGAGUCCGUAAAUACGGCUGUGUUUUAUGUCCGAACUCCGUUCCGCAAUAAAAUAACAUUCUGUAAUAAUAUUUAUAAAGUGUUCCAAGAGUGAAAUUCGAUUCAAUGUAUUAAAUAUAUAUACAGGGUGUCCGGCGAAGAUUCCACGCAUUUAUUCGUCUAUAAACAAAAUGGACAAAUGCAAAUAUCUUCGUAGUACACGAGUAUUCGUUUUACUACCUAUACGAAAUAUAAAAUCGCAGCGACAUGAAAUCGAGCGUGUCCGAAUAAGAUAGAACAGCGACUUUUAUUUUGACGUUAUAGAAUUGUACGAAAUACAUCUUUUGACCAAAAUAUUAUUGUGAAAUCUUGAACGUGUAGUUAUAGUUUUAGUUUAAAUAUGGAUUCGUACCUAAAUGAACAUUUUUUAAUAGUAAGUUCUCAAUAAAGAGCGGUAAAACACUAGGACUGUAAUUAAUUUUGUCAUAUUAGCACAGAUACUAAUGUAUAUAGGUAGAAAGAAAAAAAUUGUCGAUACCCGAAACUUGUUAACACUUAAUUUGUAUUUUUUAAAAACCAGAACCGAAAAAAACGAAAUGUUGUUCCAGUGUUUGAAUUGGAAAAAUAAAAGAAGAACACGAGACUCACUAGAAAACUAGCAUCCCUCCCAAUUAUUACACUUAACGUAAUUUGUUCAUUUUUUAUACACGGUUUAAACAUAAUUCAGUGAAAAAAAAAAAUACUACUGCAAGAUAAGUUGUCGCUUAUAUAUUAUAGAUUUAUUUUAGAUUAUAUACUAUUAUAAUAACCACAUAAUGAAUAAUAUAUAACGAAUAAAUCGAUCCAGAAUAAUGAAUAGGUAAUCGUGAAAAUUUAAAUAACGGAUAAAAAUAAACCAGAAUAAUCGAAUGGAAAAUAAUAAACGAAGAAAAAUUAUUUUUUUAUUUAAAUAACGUUAAACUCUGAUCGAAAUCGAAUUUAUACUUCGCGUGUCUUCCAGGAGUGGAAGAGACAACCGUAAAUAUAGUGAACGCUCAAAUCGUAAAAUAGUAUGCUUAUACAAAUGAACACGGCCUAUGAGGGGUAGGGAAAUUUAGCUCCCUCCCCUCAGCCGCGCCACUGUUUUAAAUGUUUGAAAACAAUGUUUAAUUUAGUAGUUAUCACGACACACUCGAGUUCACGGCAAAACAUGCGGGGUAAACGUGUCGGAACCUAUUAUAAUUUGAUCAGAGCGGUAUGGCAAGAGUAAUAAGUUUCGAGUAGAAAACGACGGCGGCGUGAUAAUCUUCGAGUUUGUUAACUGUAUUUAAUAGCUCCCGAGUGUUUAUGUGUAGAGCUCUGUAAACUUCACGAGUAUCUCGUAGGUAUAGGAACCAAGGGCAGCCGCGUUCCCAGAAAUUUUCAAAAAAUAAUUUUUCAAUUAGUUUAUGAAACGUCUAUAUAUUGCUGGAAGCAUAUUGCUGUUACAUUGCUUUUAGCUGUUCAGGAAAAUAUGAUUUUGAAUUUCAAUAAAAAUUGGAGUAGACGAGACGAAUAAAACUGCCGUUUGAUACUAUUGACAUGUUGUCUAUACUUUCGGGGUUUUAUUUUUUUUUUUUUUUGUAGACCUGCUGAUUUACAUCGAGUAUUUUACUAUUCGCGUAUACUCAGAAGCCAAAGCACUGGGCGCACAGUGGGAUGAAACCAAUAUUUAACUGGCCAAAAGGCCCAUUUUUAAAACCCGAAAAACCCUACACUCGAUUCAUGAUUACCUAUUUUUUAUGAGAAUAUUAUGUAAAUAAAUUUAAAAUUUGAGAUCAAUUAGUUGAUUAUCAAGUAAAAUAUAGCGGUUUGAUUAGAAAUUUUAAACUUUUGUAUUGAAUAAUUCCAGUUAUUACGCCAAAAAUGUUUAUUCAUUUUUUCAGUCAAAAUAGUUUAUUUAAAUGUUUUUUUCAGAAUUUACGCUUAAUAUAUUGGCUAACGUAGAAUUAUGACAAACGUUAUGUGUAAUAGCAAAAAUUGACCCUCCAUGAUAUUUGUUCAGUGGUAAAAUUUCACUUGUGAUAAACAUUUGCUGGAAAUAUAUGGAAUCAAAACGAUCGAAUGAUUAAAACUACACGAUUUUCCGGACAUCGAGAAAAGUCCAUGAGUAUUGAAAAAUGUUUAGACGGGAAGGAGGAUUACAGCGGUGACAGAGUGUACACGCGAUUACCGUGCUUACGCCUAAAUAAGUAGGUGGCAGUUAGGUAUACUGCGUCUGUACUGACCAAAAUCGUUUCUAAACCGAUUUGGCGCCACCGUCUACAUAUACGAAUAUUCCGAGUAAAUUCAAUUUUUGGUUUAUUUUUUUCUCGGUCAUUAUUGUGAGUCCCGAACCCCGAUUAGUGUACAUCCGUCACGUUUAUCCCUCGUCACGUGUCAGUUAAAAAAAAGAGUGAGCACGCGUUUUUUUUUUUUUUUUUUUUACGAUGCAUUGGGUCGGUCGUUAUAAUUUAUUACUUGCCGUUGUAAUUUAAGACGAUUCGUCUUCGUCCGUCGUCGCCGUUGUUUUUCUCGGUCUCGCCGUCGCGUAAAAAUCUCCGUUUAUAAUAGGUCCGGCGGCGGCUUCUGUGUGCUAGUGUUGUUUUUUUUUUUUUGUUUUAUGUCUUUUGGAUACUACCUAUACACUAUACACACUACGCGGAAUAUAAGUAUUAUUAUUAUUACUAGUAUUGUGUACCAUGUGCCGACAAGCCGGGGUAUUUUGUUUUUUUUUUUUGUUGUUUUCUCACGAUGCGCGCACCUAAGAAAUAAAUAAUAACAAUUAUGUCGCGAUAACAAUGAUUACCAAGAGUUUCCGGUGUAUCGGAUUUAUUUUUUACAGUAUAAUAGUAAAAAAAAAAAAAAAAAAUCGCCCGGUAAACGAUCUUCGGAGAUUAACGUCCGGUACCUAUACCCACGAUCCCGGACCAAUUAAAAUCCAUUGCUCGUUUUAAUUUACCGAAAUAUUUCGUUUUCUCCGAUUCUUAUUUACUGUUUAUAACGCGCGUAUUUACAGACGGAUAGAGACAGAGACACCGACGCGUUUAUUGUUUACACAAUGUAGUGAUACACGAACACAAUGUGUUACGGGCAAACAAAUUCACAGUGCAGGGCGCACGACAUUGUAAUACAUACUGAACAUGUCGCUACUAAACGAGAUAACUUCAGCCGUUCGUUGAGAUACAAUAAAAUCGCUGUUGAAAUAUUACAGAUAAUGCUCGGAUUGGAAAUAUGAAAUAAGAGAAUAUAACAAAAGAAAACUUAACUGCAAAAAUCAGCGUACCUUGCAAACGUUGCUAAACUCAUCCAGUUGUAAAACGCAGGGGAGAGGGCGGCUCCGUUUUCACACACCACCCUUGUACUGAUUUUUAAACACAAUUCAGUGGUUGAUAAUUUACGAAAACACACCAUUUAAUAACUCCACCGCGGACUAAAGUUUUCCUCGCAUAUACAAUACCUAUACACAUUUAUAUUAGAUUCUACUAUAUUAUACCGUUGAUAGAUUUAUUAUAAAGUGUUUUUUUUUUUUUUUCAAAACAAAGAAUUAUAUAAUCGCGAAUUUAUCGGGAUUACUCCCACGACACGUUUUUUUCCCCUAAAUCGGGACAUUUUUUUUUUCGUUUCAUCGGUCCACAAUAGACGUUACUUUUUUUGAACGUUUAAAUACAUUUUUUAGUUAUCAAAGAGUUUUUAAGGAGUACAUGUAUUUGUUUUUUUUUCCAACAAUAAAACAGCUUAUUAAAACCAAUUCAAGGAGUAUUGGUUUUUUUGUUUUUUAAAAUACUGAACCCAGUAAAGGAUCUAUCUAGAUUACAGUACAAACAUAGGCUCUUUCUCCUAUACAUCUUAACUAAUUGCUUUAACAGAUAUUUUUUUAUCCGUACUCGAAGAAUGUAGGUAGGUACUAUCAUAAUAUUAAUCAUAAAAUAAGAAUAAUGACAGUUUGUUUGCGUUAGAUUAGCAGUCAUUUAAUUUUGACUUGCCUACUAGAAUUUAUAGUGAAAAUUCCCAUUGUUUAGCAAUUAAAUUAUAAAUUCCGGAAAUAUUCCCUCACUUUUAAAUACUGAGAAAUUACCCGGUGCAUCACUAUGUAUGACAACAAAACGACUAUAUAUUACCUAAAUUAAUUUUACAGUUGCAAAAUCCUGGCAAUUUUCUAAUAGGCACCGCCCAUACCUAACAAUAUUGAAACAUUAUUAACAGUUUAUUCAAAAAGACAACACGUAUUGUAUUUUAUUGUAUCUAGGUAGUUUUUUCUCGCUAUGAGAGAUCCGGGAAAAAUAUAAUUAUAAUAAUAUGUUAAAUGAUUUAUUUUUGUUUGUUUUUUAAUUUAGGUUUAGAUGAGGAAUACGAAUCGUCCACUAUUCCCAUGACAAUCAUAUCUCAUUCGUUCAGUAUGGGUAAAGUUGAUUUUACAUAUAAAUCUACUUACUAACGAUACAUAUAAUAAUAUUGAUGUUAUAAUGACGUUGGUGCAAUUAUAAUUUCCGGGGAAAAGCGCAAACGGAAGAGACGUUUUUGAAUGUCUUUCAGAGGGCAUACCGCCAAACUUUUUACCUUUUACUUUUUUGAAAUCAAGUACUUUUUAAUCGAAGCUUUUGACAUCACUUUUCGAUUACCUUGUGGGUAAUCGGGUUGGGCGAUUAAAACGUAAACAUCGUAGAGAACCUACAAAAAUCGGUAUUAAUAUUAAGAAAAAAUUAUCGGUUUUUUUUUUUUUUUAAAUUAGUCAUUGAACAAUUAGAACCGAUCAAUCGUUAUCCUUAGAUAGUGUACAACCUAAAUGGCUAACAACCAACCACUAUCGGUUGUCGUACUAUAAAUCGACCACAGUACAUUUAUACAUAAAUAAAUUGAUAUGGAUACCUUUCAGAGAUGUUUUUAUGUGCGCUUUUCCCCGGUUUCGUUUGCGUAUUUGUCAUUUGGAAUAAUUACGACGCUGAUAAUCGCGUACCGUUGUAAUAGGAACUAUAUUUGACGCUAAUUUUUCAGUUAACAUCGGUCGACGGACGGGAUCUUGUGUCGACAUGAAGCCGUGCGGCUUGGAAGCUGCUUGUAAGCAAAUCGACAUUAACACGUACAGGUGCAUUUGCCCGUACGACAAAAGUCAGCCCACCGAAGACGGCAAGUGUCCCAGGAGAAUGACCGGUAAGGUUUAUAUUUAUUUUGUCGCCGUUUUUUAUUACACGAAGAGGUUAUACCCGUACGCGCUUUACCCUAUACGGGGGUGGUUCUAUCGCGCCUCGGCGAUUAUCUGGUACCUACGAAGUUUCUGAGUAAAUUCAACUAUGAUUUUUUUCGAUCAAUAUGCCACGUAGAAUCGCGUAAUGAACUUAUUUGCAAUACCAUAUACCAUUUCAAAAUGUAUCCUCAUUCCGUAUACAAUUUAUUUAACAAAAAAAUAUAGGUAUUCAAUAUCGAUUACCAUCGAUUUUCAAUUAUCGAUCCCUCGUAGUUUUUAAACUCCAAUUUGGAUAGAUCGUAAGUAUACUAGGUACUAUAGUAAGUUUCUGGGUGAAAAAUCUACUCUAAAUAUCCGAAGAUAAACGCUGCGGGUCGUGUCUUAUGUUUGGUACAGGAGCGAAUCCAGGACAGGAUAACGGGGGAGGGGGUGAUUUUUAAAAUGCAUAUAAGGCACGUAUUUAUGACAAGCCCAAUGAUGAAUCAAGUUAAAUGUACAACGCGACUUAAAGUAUAUUGGUGAGUGAACGAGGGGGGGGGGAGCGGUCACCUCUAUCGCGCCUUGGAUCUGUCCUUGAAUCGGUACCUGUAUAGGCCAUAGUCGAUGUGUUUUGGCUGAAUGCCUUUUUGUUAACGGUAUGUUUUAUAAACUUUCACGCGCAGUGCCGGUCAAUCCAAAACCGUUUAUUAACUUGAGCAUCAACAAAAACGAACAGAAAUCGCCCCAGCCGACUCUGCUCAACUACACGGCGACGAAGACUACAACCACGAAGACGACACCGUCGAUAACGACGACGACUAGUUAUCCGAUCAAUACAACUAACGACGUGUUCAAUUAUAACGCGACUUUCUUUCCCGUGAGCAAUUAAUAUUAAUGUAUUUUUUACGACGGUAUUUAUAACAAUAUGUGUUAUCACCAAUGGCUCGCGCAUGGGGAGGGAGGUAAGGGUUAUAUCUCCCCCGUUGGCUUAAAAAUAUGAUCAAUUAAUAUUGAAAUGCGUAUAUUUAUCAGAGUUAGAUUAGGGUUUUUUUUUCGGAUCCGUCUUUUAAAUUACCUACCCCAGUAAGUAAGUUAUCUUGUGUUGACGUGACGUAUUACUAUAUUAUUUCAUAUUAAAGGAAAGGUUUUUGUGCAAAUGAAUACCAGUAUAUUUGUUUGUCAUUGUUGGAUAGCUAUACAUAAACUUUGUACGAGAUUUCGCGUCACGUUUUCACGUGCAUUAUUACUAGGGCUGGAAUUUCAAUGUACCUUGCAUUUUUUUUUUUUCGAAAUAUUGCUGUACGAUGCUCGUAUUGUCGAAAAAACAUAAAUCUAUUUUAUGUACUUCUGAAUGAAAUUAAGAAUUUUUAUUUUGCAUCAUUUUAAUAAUGUUUGGUGUUUUGGUUAUUUUCUGUAUUUUUUUUUUUACUGCAUUUAGGCGGUAUUUUCGGAGUUUUGGAUGAAAAAAUUAAAAUUUUAAAUUUUAUUUUAAGAUUUCCACCCGCAAUCAUGAUUUGUAUACAAAUUAAUAUUAAUAUAACAAACUAUUUAGUAGGUUCCCAUAUUAUAUAUUAUUAUCAGACAAUAGUCGUGUUGAAACCUAGUUAACGAUAGUUAAACAAAUAAAUUCUUAGGCAGAACUAACGUGGUAUUUUUAGAAUUAUUAGGUUUUUUUUUUGUUUAAUUAUUUGUUAGAACAAACGAAGCAAAUAAUUUUUUUCUAAAUUAAUAGAAGUUCAAUGUAUCAAAUUUAAAAUGUAUUUAUAUUUUAAUGUUAAUGUUUUUUUUUUUUUGAAUUUAACGUUAUUGAACAUUAUUUACAUUGCCAGCCCUAGUUAUUGCAUUGUAUAUUAUUAAAAUACAUAUUUGGAAAAAUAAUAUUUUACCAGUAGUGAAUAAUAAUGGAUUACAUUUUGUUGGUGAAAAAUAAUCAUUGUAAAUAAAUUUUACAUCUGUUUACAAUGAUUAUUAUAUAGCACAACGAUAUAAUUCUUUUAAAACAAUUUCAUCUAAAGAUUUUAAAUAACAUAUUUUAGAUUCUGAGUGAAGCGAGGAAUGUAUUGGCUAACUAUAUGUGUGCGUAUUUUUUUUUGUCUGCGAGCAACAUUUUUACGGGAAAUCGAGUAUCAUAAGCUGGCGCCACCCAAUCAAAAAUUAAUCCAAAAAACUUUUUUUUUAUGGUUUUCGGAUCUAAUUGGUGCAUUAAAGAGGUUAUUUUUAUAAAGUUUUUUUUUUCAUGUUUUACUCCAUAAGAUGCGACUUUUCGACCGAUGGUACUUUAUUUAAAACAUUUGUCGACGAUUUCAGCAGUUUAUUCCCAUUGUUGUUGUUUGAUUUUUGUUAAUUUCCUGGUUACCUUGCAACAAGUAAAAACACGACUUAUAUCAAUGCUCAAAAUUGUUUUUUUUUAUUUUUUGCAGAGUAUAUAAAUUAUAUUACCAUGUAUAUUCUAUCUUUAAAAUUACUCACCACUUUUAUACAUAAUAAUAUAUUAUUUUUAAUUUUAAACGGUUUUUAUGUUUUCUAUAAAAUGGUGUUUUUUUUCUCUUAACUAGAAUCCUAUCACAUUAUCAACACCACCAAAUUUUUUGUUAAUACUUAAGUGUUUAUUUCUCUCUAAUAAUCCUUAUCGAACAUUUAAAAAACAUUCGACACAGUUUCGUAUAUUGGCCGUUUGAACAAAAUUUGAUAUUUAUUAAUGUUUUAAAAGGAAAAUGUUUUUGAUGAAUAUUAAAUUAAAUAUUUGAUUCGCGUCGAGUAAAAAUAUUUGUAUAACAUACAUAAUACAAUAUCAAUAUUUGAUAGAAAUACAACACUCGGCGAAUUACUCUGUGUUUGAUUAUUGACCGAGGCAUAAUAUUUAUUUUAAUGGGAAAUUUAAUUUGUGGAAAAUAAAUUAAAAAUAAAACAAGUAUAAUAAUAACAACAGUUUCAAUAAAAUUUUUGCUGGAACACGAUUAAAAUAGUAAAAUACAAUAGUAAAAUCAGGAUAUUCCUUACUUUGUUCAGAAUCUAAAAUGUUUAUGAGCGAGAUAAUUAUUGUGUUAACGUGUUUCGUUAUGUUUCUGUACAUGUGUAUAUGCAUAGUGGAAAGAACAGUUGGACGUCAAUUUAUUCGGUUACAUGUUGCGAUUGAAUUUGUUCAUGUUGGUGGCAGCGUUAAUAGCGAUAAUUUUGACGGUCGUAUUUAUAUUGAUCGCGUGUUUGACUAGGAAGACGAAAUGUUGUUGCAAGAAAAAAAACGUAAACAAAACCGACGUAAGUAUACUUAGCACACAUAUACUCGAGAACAACUCGAAGCAUUCCAAUUAUUUCCGUUUGUGUACAGUGUACAAUCCUAUGCAUUAUACACACUGGACUUAAAUAUGUAUUGCUGUUUGUUUGUUUAGCCGCCCGUAGUGCCGUUGAUGAAAGGUAUUCUCCAAGACGACUGUUUUGCACUGAACCCGCAGUACGACUCGCCGACGCCCAAGACGAAAGAAACGAUUUUGAUACCGUACUUGAGUAAAAGCUGUAUAUCGUCAAUGGAGGAAAUUGGUCAAGGGUUUUUCGGACAAGUGUUCAGAGGUAAACCACGUCGGGAGUUUAUUUGCGCAUAGACAUACUAAUUGUCGACUUAAUCUAGAAAAAAAAAAAAAUUCUCACUAGUGCCCGGAUUAAUAAUUCGGCACACUCUUUAAAGGGCGCUAUACCCGCAAUGUGCUGUCUCACUUCAACUAACGGGCGAUAUUAGAAAAAUCUACCUCACGCAGUCUGUGUGCCGCUUGCCCUCCGAAAUAUUGUACUAUUUCGAUUUUAAAACAGAUGUUUUUACCCUAAAACCAAAAUUAAGCGAGUUCUACGCAGACUGCGUAAAGUAGAUUUUGCUAUAUCGCCCGUUAAUUGGACUAAGUCAACACACGCGGGAAUUAGACGUGCUUAAAACGACGCUUCUUAAAAUUGAUUUUGUUUCGAGGAAGAAGACGAGUACCGAUUUACGGUUAUUGUAAUUUGACAUUGUUUUCGUAAAGGUAUUAUGAAACACCGUGACGGGAGAUUAGAAACGGUCGCGAUAAAAAUGCUAAAGGAUCAUUCCAACUCGGAAGCCAAAGAAGAUUUCAUGAGAGAAGUCGAAAUAAUGACGUAUUUCAGACAUCCGAAUAUACUGACGUUGAUCGGAGUCUGUCCUGAAGGUAAUAACAGUUUUUUUUUUUAUAUAUACACAGUGAAACUUCCCUUAACGGACACCUCUAAAUAGCGGACGUCUCCAAAUAGCGGACGAUUUUUCGGGAACGGGCAUAUUUUCACCACUUUUGUAUAGGAAAUCCUCUAAAUACCAGCUAAACAAGCUAAAAUAACUGAUUUUUUCAAUAAAUGUUAAUUUUUAUUUACAUUUUCAUUGAUACUUUUACAUACAUAAUGAUAACAUAAUUUUAAAUAAUAAUAUGUAUAAUUAAUAAUUAAUUUUAAAAUAAUACAAAUAUACAAAUAUCGUUAAUAUACAUACUACAUACAUAAACGUUGGCCAUAGUUAUUAAUUUCCCCGAGUUAUUUUCGAGAAUUUUUUUCCCUCCUGAAACCUAACCGAGAGUGUCCGGUAUUUAGAGGUUUCACUGUGCAUUAGUUUUGUGCCCGUUUCAAAAAACAACGGGUCACCGAACGCUGUUGACAAUAGUUGUAAAUUGUGUUUUAUAUUUACAAUAAUAUCAUGGAUAUUAAUUGAUUGGCCACGCGCCGGAAUGUCGACGGACGUUAAUUUUUGAUUCGUAUAUUUAUUUGUCGCGGAAAUUAUUUGCACGAUCGAAAAUUACGUUCUUCGUUAUGAUACCUAUGUAAUUACCCGUACUUUUUUCGUGGACUUUAUAACUGAAUUAUGGAAUAGUAAUAUUAUACAUUAUUUUGCGGGGGUAUACCGGGUGAUUCAUUUAAGCGCAGGCCGCGGCUUCGAUAUUCCGAAAAGUAUUGACGUUUUUCAAAACAAAAUAUUUUGAAUGUUCAAGAAACAAACACCCCUAAAAUGUUACAUUUUAAUUAUUUUUAUCACUUUUAUUUUUGAAAGCAAAACAGCUAAUUAUUUUAAUCAUAAUUUUUAAAAUAGUUACCAAUAUUAAAAAUUCCAUAAACGAAGGAGUAUUAGUUUGAAUAAAUGUCGAUUUCCAUCAACCCUUCGACGAGAUAUUCCACGUUUAAAUUUGGUGAAAGGGUAUUUUUUCCCCGGAUUGGAUUGAGUUUACCAUGUCCGGAAGCUGGUAUGGUUCAAAGGGCCCCCUUACGCUAUUUAUCAUUCAGUUUCUUCUUAAAGAAAUGAAACAAAACCAUAAUCUCCGUCAAUAGAGUCGAAUUUUCCUGCAACUAACUUGUAACAAUAUUCUUUUAUUUUUUCGUUUUUGAAAUAUAAGAUAUUGAAAACAAAAGGUUUUUCAAAAGUCAAAAAAGGUACAACAGUUUUGAAGAUUUUCGAUAAAAACACAAACAGACGAUGCAAUCGGAGGUAGGAAGUUUAAACCUUCUAAAGGUGUAUCCUAGACAAAAAUUCUAUGUAUGUAUGCAUGUAUGUAUGUAUACACGUUUUAACUAAGUUAGAAAACUUCGUGAGUCUGUAAAUGUUUUUAAAACCCGAUAUUUCCCGUGAACAUACGAAAUAUGAGCAUACAAAUGGUUCGGGAAGGGGAUUGAAAUUUGAAAUCAUCAAAAGACACAUCCUUACACUACUUAAAAUUUCAUCCCUUUGGCUUUAUUUGAGGCUUCUGUAGGAGUGUACAAAUGUACCGAUACAUAUACAUAUAUAUAUAUCAGACAAAAUACAGUGGAACAAUCUUAAUUUUUGGGGGAAAUUUGACAAAAAAAUAAUGAUACAAAUGAAACGGUUGUGUAGAAUAAAUACAAAAGUAUAAAGCAAAUACAUAUAUAAAUUAAAAUUGUGCAUGCAAAAUUAAAAUAAAUAAAUGAACCAAUGCGUCGCCCGGAGUAUUAUGAUAAGUGUAUUAUACGACCGGGUUCGAAUUGAAAAUUCAUCAUCGGGUAUAUCACAGUCAAAAUGUAAAACGCGACUAAUAUUUUAAGUACAUAAACUCGUUUCUUGAAUUGUCGACACGUUUUUAGUUUUUUGAAUUAUCGUGUGUAGCCACUUAAAUCAUCUUGUACGUUGCACUCGUGUUUAUAUUGUAUAUGGAUUCGUAGUUGUUGAAAGUUUGAACACAGGGGAAAUCAGAGUUUUAUGUGGCAAAAUGUACUUCUGACAAAGUAAAUAUUAAAACAAGACUGUGUAUAUUGUAUACCACCGAUAACAUCCACUCGAACUUUACUUCUUACCUAUAAACCCAUCAUUUUGGUUAGUAUUAAACAAAACUUACUGUUACAUAGUGUUUGUGGAAAGUUUUAAGUGGUUAUUAAGCUGAACAUAACGGUCCCGUCAUAGAUUAAAAUAUACUAUCUGGAAAACUUUUGUUUUCUUGGAUUCUGAACGUAGCUAAGAUUUUGUUGAUAUUAUUUUGAUGUGUGCUUAUUUUUUUUGACUGCCUGUCACCGGCAUUUCUGCCAGAAAGGAAAUUUGAUUGGGCUCGUUUACUUUAGUGAGGUCAUUUUUUUUUUAUUUUCCAAGCAGUUUUCAUUAUAAUUAUCAAAAACCGGAAAUAAACUUAGGAAAAACAGACAAAUUUACGAAAAUAAUGCUUUUAUUAUUUUUAAUUUUGUUUUCUUGUUGUAAUUAACUUCAAAAUGUUCGCAGUGACUUGAAAUUUAGACAGAAAACUUACCUGUAUAUUUCCCUUUUCUAGACAUGGUCAAAUUUACAAAAUAUUUACGUUUUUUUAAACUAUUUAUAGACACAAAAUUUCUGGACCAAACAGAAAUGCUUGAAAAUUUAACAUGAGAUUCGUUAUAAGUUGCACUUAGUGGUCAAUAAGAAAAAGUUGAGAUUAAUGUAGUAUUUUUUUUUAUAUAUGUAUUUUGUUAUCAAAUGUUGACGAAAAUACUAAAUAUUCGGCCUUUUAAAACACGUAUAACCGAACUCCAUUCAAAAUCUUUUUUCGUUAGGAAUGGUUAAUCGUUGCAUACAGUACGAUACAUUUUUCCUUUACCUUUCCAAAUUUUCGUCUACAACAGUGGCCUACCCAUUGUACGAAGUAUGUUCGGUUGAUUUUUUUUUUUUUUGUGUAUUACGUGAACUUCUUUUUGAAUGAAUUUUACGAUAGUGCAAUACUUGUGAUAAUAAUGGCCUAUUUCUUAAAAAUGUAUGUAUGAGAAAAAAUUUCCAUAUUAUCAUGAUACAUUAUUUUUAAUUUUUUUCAAAUGUUAAUUUUGACUAUAACUCCCACGAAAAAAAAAAUGGUUUUAUAUAUAAUAUGUAUGAAUAUUGAUAGUGUAACAUUGUUUUAAACAGUUAUAAGGUUAGACAAAAAUUAAUUGAAAAAAAUCUGAUACUUUUAAUGAGUACACACUCAUUAAAAGUAUCACAUUUUUUAACAGUACGUGCAAAGUUGUGAAACAGGAAUGUUUUAUGUUUUUUAAUUUAUGUUUCUAUGCAAUAAUAAAAUAUUGCUUACGAAAUAACGAUUCUAAGGAAAAUUCUGUUUAAAAAUAUCGUAUUUCGUAUAAUUUUCAUCAAAAUUUGAACAUACAUAUUAAACUACUAAACUACUGUAACUUUUUUUUUUUUUAACAUCAAAUGCGAUUUGUCUUCGUCCUGAUUUUUAAAUUUCGAUCAAAUUUUCGUUUAAAAAAUUACAGUAUAUUUUCAUAAAUCAAAAGUGAUACGCUAAAUAACGUAUAAUAACUUUAUCUUUAAAAACAUAUAUAUAUAUAUACAAAAAUCGACUGCAUUAUAAUAUCUAUUUUUUUUUUUUUCAAUAACACAUGAUGUAAAAUAGUCGACCAGUUCUGUUCAGUCAAAACUGUUUUAUUCGUGUAAAUAAAAUCAAAUAAAAACAAAAAAAAAACUAAUAAAUGCGUAAUGUCAAUAAAUAGCUCAAAAAUACGCCCAACAUAUUUCGAAUAUUUGACCACGUCUAGAAACGAUAAAUUUUAGAAUUCUGCCAAAAUUACAGGUAUCCAAGACUAUUUUAUACCGAUUUACAAAAUACCAAAAAAAAAAAAAAAUCUAAAUCUUACUACGUUAUCCACGUUGUCGAUUUGGAACAUUAAAAAAGUCAGCCAUCUAAUUCCCAGCAUUAUUAUAUUAUUAUCAUAACCUGACCUAACCUAACCUGCCCACCUCAACCCAUUAAAGUGUCUACGAUAGCGGAACACUCGCGUUUUUCGGUAAAAUAAAAAAAAACGAAAAAACGCGAUAAUUUUCAAACAGCAAUAAUCAAUACGGGUAACGGACAAUAUAUUACGAAAAUAUUUUAUUGUCCGGCGGUGAACGCCGUUCGUUUUCAUUCGCUUGUUGACGGAAAACGGUUUCCUCCCUCCCUCCCUCCUUUAUCGACAUUCGUUGUUCGUUUCACUGGCCGUCAAUUAAUAAUUACAACGCGUUAUGGUGUACUACGGUUUCCCGUACGGCCGUACAAAGGUUAUUAUAAUUAUGACCGUGAAUAUUUCCAGCGGUUUCCGCGGUUCGUUGUUAUUACGCGUCGGCAACGCGAAACCGGUCACGCCGCGAACGUAUAAAUCGACUACGGCGCGAGAAUCGCCCGCAAUAAUAAACUCGAGCAGAGUCUUGAAUUCGACGUUCGGCCGCAGCCGCCGCUCUGCGCCCGGGCGGUCACCCCGGUUGCGCGGCCGCCCCGUCGUGGCUGUAGCCGUUGCCGACCGCGCGAAUUCCGAUCGUAAACAUUGACGCGCCGCCCGCAUUAUUCACAAACAUCGGGCGCGGUGCAAAUUAUCGCGAAUAAUCAGAAUCGGAAUAUCAAUUCCCCGGAGUUUGUCGCUGCGACAACGCGGCACCGCGUGCGCCACGUGCACUGCCGUUUUCCGCGCGGCGAGACGAACGCGUUUUAUUUGUCGUGUGUUUUUCGUCCGUCUCGUAACGGGCUCGACGCGGUAAAUAUUGAAAACGGCCCGCGGCGUACAACGCGGUGUGUUGUACCGGAAACGGUACACGCGAUCGUUGUUUGCGCCCGGGGGGGGGGGGGCGAUUCGCGUUUUUCGAAAUUCAAACUCGUUUCCCCGGCCGAAAGCGAAGAAUACUUUGUAAUUCUAAUCUCGACGUCCGUAAUUUCCCGGCGGCGUUUAGUAGGGGGUGGCGCGCCGGACGUCCUAUCGGCGUUUGCGCGAGAAACAACAUUUGCCGUCAUUCGCCCGAGCACAAGGUACGCAGGGCGAUUUUACCGAGCGUGCUCGCCCCGCGCGUUACGGUGUCGUUUUUCGGAUUCAUUCUAAUUCUGAUUUUUGGAAGUUUUACGUGUGGUUAAAGCCGAUGUUUUCGAAUAUUCAAUUUGUUCGCACGGCAUUUAAGCAGUGCCCUGUGACGAUACCGGAUUGGGUUUUUCAAAUGAGAUCCCACGUUAAAAGUUCCAUAAAUACGGAGCAUUGCAUUUAAUCAAUCUCGGGGUCAACAUUUGCAGACUUGAAAUCAAUAACAAGCUAACUGCCCGAUUGAUUUUGGCCAGUUGAUUUUCAUAACUGAAUGACACCGAAAUAUAUUUAAAGUAAUACUCCGUGUUUUUAUGGAAUUUUUAAUAUAGGAUUAAAAAAACAAAAAAAUUUGAAUGCAUACAAAAUUUAACGAAAAAAAAAAAUAGGGUGGGCACGCAUAGUAAAUCAUUCUGUAUAUAUACAAAAAAAAAAGAGAGAACUUACACUGUGCAACGUUGAUUUUAGUUUUUCGAUUACAAUUUAUUGUACUGUACGACAUUUGUUAUUCGAGUUUGAAAAAGUCUUAAAAUGAUCAGGUUUUAAAACAAAACUAACUUUUUUUUUAUGAUACCGAAAAACUAAAAACAACGUUGCACAAAACAAAUUCUCCAUUUUUUUUUAACAAACAUUUGGUUUCUCGAUUACGUUUGUGAUAUUCCUGAGUAAUUUCCGUCCACGUACGGUUUACGUAGGUUACGUACGGUUUUCACAGUUAAAUCGCAAACGAUAGCAGCAAAUUGAUGACGGUGUACAUUUUAGCCGAUUUAAAAAUGAAAGUCAGAUAAGGCUGUAGGAAUUAUUGUGUUCGACGAAUUUCAACCGUUUAAUAAACAGAAAAAAAUUUUUUUUGUUUUUAGGUUCUUAACUAUAGAACAGAUUGAAAAUAUAAAACCGUAAUUAUUUGACUGGAACUUGUAAAAUAGUCUUAAUUAAUUAAAUUAGUCUAAAUUAUUCUUGUAGAAUAAUCUUCGAAAAUGUGAUAAAAAUUUGUUCGCUUAAAUUACCUACGAGUAUGAUAAAGCCAAUUCAAAUUACAAAAAUAUUUCUUAUUGUAAAGAACCCAUUCAAAAUAAUCAUAAUCCUUUUUUAUCAAAGUUAAUGAAAUCCGUCAAACACAAUACUUUACAAAGUUUUGUUGGCUUUACGGUCUAAAACGUCAUGACCAUCUGUGAAAACGGCCGUACUCUUUCUCUUGAAAUGGGUAACCAUCAGGCAGUGGAAAUAGCUCUUCAUUACGUUACCACCAGCAAUUUGACAGUAAAAACUAUUUUACGCGGGCAAAAAUUACCCGAGCUUAUAAAUAUUAAUUAUUCAAAUUGUCACCAUAAAAAAAAAAAAAAAAAAACUAAGAAAACUUGCACUGUUUUGUAACGUUGGUUUAAUUUUUUUGAUACCACAAACAAUAUAAAACAUGACUACAUCACGACAAUGGGUUGACGGAAAUUAAAAAUAUCAAUACCAAAAUUAAUUUAAACUAAUAUUUAAUCUAUUUACGUAGUUUUUAAUAUAGGUAGCUAAUUAAAAUUCAAAAGGGGGUAGUGGUUUCAACUCCAAAAUUAAAGGUGACAAAAUAUAAAGGAAACAUUUUAGAGUUGUUUAUUACUCAAAAUUUUUAUAAAAAAAAAAAAAAAACAAUAAUACUUUCCGAGACAAUUAGUGUCUUGCGUUAUGUCGAUUGCCCUGUAUAAUAGUAUAAUUUGACCGAGUAAUCAAAUAAUAUUAUGAUUUUUAUGAUUUAUUCCCGGUUCAAUAAUCCCGCACUCGUGAUUAAUAUUUUGAUUUUUGCAUAUAUUUUUUUUUCCUGCUGGAAAAUAGAAAACAAAUGUUCCCCGUGGAUGAUAUUCGAAUUCAUGGAAUUCGGGGAUCUGACGUCUGUGCUCAGAAACAGCAGCGACCAGUUUACAAUCGGUUCUCCGAGCUUACCUUCUUUGAACAGAGUAAGCGAAUAUCAUUACCAGGUAUUAUUACAAGUCAUUUAAUAUUCAAUAUCUAUUGUACUUUUAAAAUUUGCACGAAUAAAAUACCAAUGUAAAAAAUCCAUUUUAGAUUCUGAGUGGAGCAAAGAAGCUUAUGGUUUUACAAAGAUGUUUAUUUUUUUUAAUUUAAUCUGUGCGCAAAUUUUCUACCAGAAAUCUUGCUCUGAUUUUUAAGUAUAGCACCUUUUUUAAAAGAAAAUUGGACUGGAGAGGUCCUUUAGGGAAAUCAUUUAUCGAUUUUCCCGAGAGUUUUCUCCACAAAUAUGAAAAACCGUGAAAAAACAUGGGAAAACCGAGGAAAAACGUAGGAAAAAUCGGUACAUUUAACAAAUGUCAUUAAAGUUAAUAUAUAAUUCCUAUUUAAUUAUUUUACCAUAAUAUAAAAUAUAUAUUGUUGAAAAAGCAUCACUAUCAACUGAAUUCCACUCAGAAUCGUUUUUCGUAAGCAUUGGUUUAUCGUUGCUUUUUAUUACUAUUAAAUUAUCCCCGUGGUUUUUUUUUUUUUUUUUUUUUUUUAUUAGGACGCGUUGUUGAUCAUAUCGCUACAAAUAUCGGCGGGCAUGAAGUAUUUGGCCAGUCAACGGUUCGUGCACAGAGACUUGGCGUGCAGAAAUUGUUUGGUGAGCCACAACUUGACUGUGAAAAUAGCAGAUUUCGGGAUGAGCAGAGACAUUUACACGUGCGAUUAUUACAAAGUAUAUACGAACACUUGAUUUAAAUAAUUUAUAUUUGAUUUCGUAAUCGUGUUUUUGUGCGCCGUACGUUAUUUUUUACAUUGACGUGAUUUGUUUACAGGUCGGCGGUUCCCGUUUGCUUCCCGUUAGAUGGAUGUCGCCGGAAAGCGUAGUGUACGGGAAAUUUACACUGGAAUCGGACGUAUGGUCAUUCGGAGUCGUAUUGUGGGAAAUUUAUUCGCUGGGAAAACAACCGUACUACGGGUAUUCGAACGACGAGGUAAAUAUUAUCCUAUCGAUCGGAAUCGGCUCGAAAUACUAUUGUGCUUGGGCGGUUCGUGUAUUUUUAAUAACACCGAUAACAUCCGUAACACGUUUUUGUUUUGUCAUUUGUGUUUGUAACAUGACAAUACUAGUAAUUAAGUUUAUAAAAAAACUUUUUUUUUUUUAAAUACAAACAUAUUGUACACGAUCCAAGGAUCAAGGAACAAACGUUUUAUUAAAUGUCGUUACACACUUAUUAUGUUUCUGAUAUAGAACUAAUUAAUCGUUCAAAUGUUUCUCGCGGAAUUUCGUUAACAUUCAAACAUUAUAAACGACCCGACACGCAAAUUCGUUUGCGGUUCGAUACAUGGAUACUGGAUAUGGCUUCAAGCCUCCCUAAUUACGUUUUUUCGUAGUUUAUCUACGUAUUAUAUUAAAAAAAAAAGAAAGUUUAUUCACUGUAACAAAAACGAUAAUUAUCGUUUUAUAACCGCGUCGGGGGCAAUAAAUCAGGGAGGGGUGUGACGAAGAGGAUAUAUUCCCCCGUCAGGUACCUUAUUUGUCUUAAAUAUUUAUAAUAAUAUAUAUUUCAUUAUAUCUUCAUAGUCGCAAACAAAAUUAUGUAAAUUAUAACGAUUGUUCUUUAUCAUUUUUAUUUUCACGUUGAAAACAUUUGUUCCGGUAAUUUUCCUAAAGCGUCGAUUUUUUCAUCUCCCUCCCCUCACCCGCGGUAAUUUACGAACAAAACUGUUUUUGUUUUUUUUUUUUCCCCCAUCCACGUACAUGUUGGAUGGGUACGACGCGGACUAUCGAUUUAACGGUUCCGUGCGAAUUUGCAGGUGCUGAAAAUAAUACACGACGGGAUUUUAUUAGACAUACCGUUGAACUGUCCGCCGGUCAUUUGCGUGCUGAUGAACGGGUGUUGGAAAAGCGACCCGAAAGAACGAUUGCGGUUCGUCGACAUACACGAACGUUUGAAAAACGUCACCAGACAACCCGAACUGGACAGCCCGCUGCCCCGGCCGCCGGCGUUGCCGGCCAUCGUCGACCAUCUGAGCCUGCGAAAAAUCCCGUCGGAAGAACUUUUGGACGUCGACAAUUACCUGCAGCCCGACGAACCGGACAACACCGUCGAGUACAUAAUGCCGCUGCCAUAUUAAAAAAAAAAACCCCUUUUCAUGUUCCUUUCGCUAUUUCAUUCGCGCGUCGUCAUCCAAUAGGCACGCGUUUUAAUAUCGUAUUAUCGUACGGCGUAUUUUAAUCUACACACACACAUAUAUAUAUAUAUAAAUACACUAUUCUAGACGGGGGGAAAAAAAGUCAUACACGGAUUAUCGUGUAUGAAACGAUAUUAUUGUGUCGAAUUAUUUUUGUUCGCGUUGAUUGCUCGGUCCAGUGACGUGCCCGGGGAUAAUCCGCCGUCCGCUUAAUCCGGAAACGCGCGCGCAUCGAUGUGCGCCGCAAACUACGCGGGAAAAGUUCGCGGACUUUUUCUCCGCGGCCCAACGGCGGCCCGUCAAGGGCCCGCGUCGCCUCUAUGCGUACUAAGC